AUGUACAUAGAAACCCUACCGCUCGUGGUGUGGACGCUCUUAGUAACAACAACACAUGUAGCGACGCAAAACCAAUAUGGAAUAGGCUUAGGAAUAAAACGAGAAGUAUUUUUCUUAAAUUUAGAAGACGGUUACUUCGGUUGCCAAGUCAACGAGUCAACACAAAUAUUACAAUUGUAUGAAUUAUCUAAAUUAUGUGAUGGAGUACCAGACUGUUAUAAAGCUUCGGACGAACUAAGAACAGAAUUAAAAUGCACAGAUGAUUGUACCAAAGAUGACGGAGCGCGUUGUGUAAACGGUGCCUGUCUUAACGGUGUAUGCUAUUGUAAUGAUGGGUUUGGUGGUUGUAAUUGCCAGGAACUUGACAUAAAUGAAUGUAAAGACCGCCCGUGUGACGUUUUCGCUCACUGUACCAACACCGUAGGCAGUUUUCAAUGUUCCUGUUUUCCGGGUUAUGUCGGCGACGGUUUCACUUGCAAAGAUAUAAACGAAUGUGAAGAUCCAGCGAUCGCUUCGCGAUGUGUGAAGAACGCGGAGUGCUGCAAUUUGCCGGCGCAUUUUAUAUGCAAAUGUAACCGAGGAUUCGAGGGUGACGGAGAGGAGGAAUGUCGAGAUAUCGAUGAAUGUAAACGUCCCGGAGCUUGUGGAGAUAAUGCAAUAUGUCAAAAUCAUCCAGGAAACUACACUUGUGCUUGUAAGGCUGGAUAUACGGGAAACCCUUUCGAUGGUUGCGUGGAUGUGGACGAGUGCCUGAAUAUUGAAGCUUGUGGUGUCGGCGCUAUUUGCCGUAAUAUCGAAGGUGGAUAUGAGUGUAGUUGUCCGCCGGGACACGAGGGAGACCCGCGUGUUGCGUGCCGCGACCUGGAGCCCUGUCUGCGCGCCGCUUGCGGCCGUGGCGCGCUCUGCGAGAACCACCCUGAUGCCCACCGCUGUGUAUGCCCGCCAGGUUUUGAAGGCGAUCCUAACGUACAGUGUAAUGACAUGGAUGAAUGUAAGAGUAGCGUGCCUGUGUGUGGCGCGAACGCUGUAUGCACCAAUACUAUUGGAAGUUUCGCGUGCACCUGCAAACCGGAAUAUACAGGAAAUGCUCAAACUAUGGAUGGUUGCCGAGAUAUCAAUGAGUGUGAGGCUCUAGAGCGUCCUUGUGGCUCUCACGCUAUAUGUGAAAAUACUGAGCCUGGCUAUAAUUGCAUCUGUCCCCAGGGUUAUAGAGCUAAGCCGAAUCCUCAAAUUGCGUGUGAGCAGGUUGAUGUAAAUACAUUAUGCAAAUCUAAUUUUGAUUGUACUAACAAUGCCGAAUGUAUAGAUAAUCAAUGUUUUUGUAAAGAAGGUUUCGAUGCCAAAGGAUCGAUUUGCAUCGACGUAGACGAAUGUAAUAACAGUUCUAAAUGUGGAGAAAAUUCUGUAUGCAUAAAUACGCUUGGAAGUUAUAAAUGUGAAUGCAGCGUCGGCUAUAUUGGAUCUCCGCCACAUGUAACAUGUCGAGCACCUUGCGAAGAUGUGCAAUGUGGAGAACAUUCUUAUUGCAAGCCCGACGGCUCUGAAGCUUACUGUGUGUGUGACGAUGGCUUCACAUUUGAUCCUAAUGAUAUAGCAGCUGGCUGUAUCGAUAUUGAUGAAUGCGACGCUGCGGUCGGAUUGGCUGGAAGAUGUGGGCAAAAUGCACGUUGCUCAAAUACUUUAGGAAGUUUCAGUUGUAAUUGUCCAGAGGGAUUUUCUGGCGAUGCUUUCAGGGAAUGUUUCGAUAUUAAUGAAUGCUUAAUAGACAGUUCAUGUGGAGUUGGUGCAAGCUGUGUAAAUAAUCAGGGCUCUUUUACCUGUGAAUGCCCGGAAGGUACUGUAGCUGAUCCUGAACCCAAUAUACGUUGCUCUGAGAUACUUACUUGUUCUUCAGAUAAAAAUUGCCCUGGCAAUGCUAUUUGUGAUACAGUGGGAAAAUGCUUAUGCCCCGAACCGAAUAUAGGCAAUGAUUGUCGACAUCCAUGCGAGGCGGUUCAGUGCGGAAGCAACUCAGAGUGCCUUUUAAGUAAUCAUGAAGCCCAAUGUACAUGUCGAAGUGGGUUUACAGGAGAUCCAUUAUCACCUACUGGAUGUCAGGAUAUUAACGAAUGUGAAAUAAACCCUUGUGCAAUAGGAGCUGUUUGUCAAAAUUUUCCAGGUCAUUUUCAUUGUGAAUGCCCGGGCAAUUUUAGUGGGGACCCAUAUAUAAAUGGCUGUAUUAUAGGCAAAAUACCUAAUAAAUGUAGCAAUGUUAACCCAUGUCCACAUGGCGAACAAUGUAUUACACAUGAGGGUGAAAAUGUUUGCGUAUGUACUCAAGGAUUUUCUAGAAACAGAGAAAAUGGAAUAUGCGAAGAUAUUAAUGAAUGUACCCAAAACGAUAGGACUCCUUGUGGAUUGAAUGCCAUAUGUAAAAAUCUGCCAGGUAGUUAUGAAUGUAAAUGCCCUCCUGAAUACAGUGGCAAUCCCUACAAUCUAUGUGAAAUUUGUAAUAAUAUAAACUGUCAAUGUCAACCACCGUACAGUGUAGUGGAUGGUAACUGUGUAUUAUCUGGUUGUACUCCUGAGAAGAAAUGCGGCAAGGGUGCUGAAUGUAUUAUUAUAGCAGAUGAAGUAAGUUAUUGUGCGUGUCCUGCUGGUUACACCCAAAGCGCUGAUGGAUCAUGUGAGGAUGUUAAUGAAUGUACAUUUGGCCAACCAGUGUGCGGUUUUGGAGCAGAAUGCAUAAAUACAAUUGGAUCUUAUCUUUGCAAAUGUCCUCCUGGUUAUGGAAAAGAUCCAAUAUCAGGACAUUGCAGCUUAAAUCAAAAACGUUGUAUAAGUGAUUCUGAUUGUUUUGCCAACGAAAAAUGCGUCCAGCCGGGAAAUUGCGUGUGUCCACCGCCAUAUUAUUUAGAUGUAAGUGAUGGCCAAAAAUGUAAAAGUCCCUGUGAAAGAUUCAUUUGUGGUAUAAAUGCGAAAUGCACCCCUAGUGAUCCUCCAAAAUGUAUGUGCAUGCCUGGCUACCAAGGUGAUCCAUAUACUGGCUGUACAAAUAGAAAUGAAUGUGAUAGUGCCCCAUGUGCAUAUGGUGCGAUUUGUAAUGACGAAAAAGGUGGAUAUAAAUGUAGUUGUCCACAAAAUAUGGCUGGAGACCCUUAUAAAACCGGAUGUACUGCAGAACAUGGCACUUUACCAAGACAAUUAUGUAGCAAAAGUAGUCAAUGCCCUAAUAAUCUUGCUUGCGUGAACCGCACUUGUGUGUCUCCUUGUACGAAUGUAGCUUGCGGUCCUAACGCUUUUUGUGAAGUAGAGAACCAUGCAGCGUGGUGUCGCUGUAAUCCAGGAUAUACUAAACCUGAAGGGGGAAAAUGCAUCUCUGGAUGCGACAACUAUUCUUGUGCUCCUGCUGCGCAAUGUAUUAUAUCAAAGAAUGGUGCCACUUGCGUUUGCCCAGAAGGAAUGGUAGGAAAUCCUUUUCCCGGCGGAGCGUGUAUAAGAGAUAUAUGCGGUCCGGGAGUACCUUGUGAAGGUCAUCUUACUUGUAUAUCAGGAAGGUGUCGACAACGAUGUGAAUCAGUCGUUUGUGGAAUUGGUGCAUCCUGUGACGAGAGCAGUGGUCGCUGUGUUUGUAAUGAAUUCUUUGUUGGAAAUCCUGAUCUACUGUGUAUGCCACCUGUCGCACCUCCAGAGUGUGAUCCAGGUUGUGGCGAAAAUGCGCAUUGCGUAUACGGCACAAUAAAUAGUUGCAAAUGUGAUAAAGGCUACACAGGAAAUCCGUAUCAUAAAUGUCUUUCGCGCAAACAAACAACUUGUGCAAAUACAUCUUGUGGAAAAAAUGCAGUUUGUCAACAAACAAAAUCUCAUGUAGAAUGCUUAUGCCCUCCAGGCUACAUAGGAAACCCUAAUUUGCAAUGCAUUGACAUAGAUGAGUGUAGUUCUAGACCUUGUGCUGAAAAUGCCAUUUGUAUUAACACCCCGGGAAGCUAUAGUUGUAUUUGCAAAAGUAAAUAUGUAGGCAAUCCAUAUGAAUUAUGCACACAAGUUUCAGUUUCGAAAUGUGCCGAUGGAUCUAAUUGUGCGUGCUCUAAAAACUCUACCUGUCCCAAUGGAUACUCAUGUGAAAAUUUUAAAUGUGUAGAUACUUGUCACGCUAAAGUAUGUGGUCCUCAGUCGAUUUGUGAAGAAGGAAAAUGUGUUUGCCUUCCGGGAUAUAUUGGAAACCCAAGCGAUCUUAUUCAAGGUUGUAAACCGGACAAUAAAUGUAUCACUGAUGGAGACUGUAAAGAUUCAGAAAUUUGUUUCCAAUUGAGCAAAACUGGUCGUAAAUGUGUUGAUUCAUGUAGUAAAAUACAAUGUGGGCCAAAUUCUUUGUGCGUUAGUGCUAAUCACCAAGCUCACUGUAUUUGUGCAGACGGUUAUGUAGGAAUACCCAGUGAUACUAAAUCGGGAUGUCAUUUACUGCAGAGAGAACCGAAUGAAGUCGAAUGUAAUGUUAACACGGAUUGUGCUACCCCACAAGUUUGUGUAUCGGUAGAUGGCACAACUCACAGAUGUCUUGAUCUAUGUUCUACAAUAGCUUGCAGUGCAAAUGAAAUUUGUAAAGUUAUAAGUGAUGUUGCUCGCUGUGAAUGUAAAGAUGGGUUUCUUUGGAAUCCAGUGAAUUCCAUAUGUGAGCAACCAACAACACCUACUUGUAAUAAUGAUAAUGAUUGUGAUGGAACUAAAUCCUGUCAGAAAGAUGUACUUGGAGUAAACAAAUGUAUUGAUAAGUGUUUAGUAUUUACAUGUCCUCAAAAUUCCAAAUGUAUAACAAAAAAUCAUAAAAGUCAAUGUCAAUGCUCAGCAGGUUUUACAGGCAAUCCUAAUGAUCGUGAUGGUUGUCUACCAGUGGACAAAAAUGAAUGUUCAAAUGACGUUCAAUGUAAAGAAAAUGAAGAAUGUAAAAGCAUAGGAAACGUAAACAAAUGUGUACCUGCAUGUAAUCAGGUGAAAUGUGGUCCUAAUGCCAUAUGUGUCACAAAUAAUCAUGUUGCGAAAUGUCAAUGUCCUUUGGGUCCAUUUACUGGCGAUCCAGACGACCUUGAAAAGGGAUGCCAAUCCGUACCAUGUGUCUACAAUAUUGAUUGCCUUCCCCAUCAACUAUGCAACCGCAUGACUCAUACUUGCAUUAAUGUGUGUUCUGAAGAUAGUUGCGUUGAAAAUGCAGUAUGUAUAGCAGAUAAUCACAAAUUUAAGUGUCAGUGUCUAAGUGGAUAUGUGCCCGAUCCCUUACCUGAUAUUAAUUGCAAAAAAAUAGAUUUAUGCAGUUCUAAUUCUUGUCACUCAACUGCCGUGUGUGAACCACUAUCUUCUUCAUAUGUAUGUAAAUGUCCUGUUGGCCAUAUUGGCGAUCCAGUUAAAGAAGGAUGUAGAAAACAAGGUGAAUGUCCGAGAGGAGAUAUUGAUUGUUUAACUGAAGCAGCUUGUAUUGAUGGUCGAUGUGUUAAUCCAUGUGAAGGUGCUUGUGGUAUAAACUCUAUAUGUAAAAUUAUUGACAGAAAAGCAUUGUGCACGUGUCCCAAGGGUUAUGAAAGCUUACGUGAUGGUAUAUCUUGUAAGAAAAAAGUAAUGACAUGUGCGAAUGAAUUGGAUUGUGAUGGUGACAUUUGCCAUAAUGGCCAGUGCUUUACAGCUUGCAGAAAUUCUAGUCAUUGCGAUCCAGGAGAUAUUUGUGCUAAAAACUAUUGUAUUAGACCAUGUAAUAAAAACUCCCAGUGUGCCCUAGGACAGGCUUGCGUAGAAGGUCAAUGUUUAAUCGGUUGUAGAAGCAAUGAAAAUUGUCUAAGUGAAGAAUCUUGCAUAAAUAACAAAUGUGUAAAUCCAUGUAAGGUUACACGAGCUUGUGGACCAAAUGCCAUAUGUUCUAGAACGAACCAUAUUACAAAUUGUGAUUGUCCUGUAGGAUUUGAAGGGUCACCUACACCUCAGCAAGGAUGUGUACGCAAACCAGCUAGAUGUCUUCGAACAUCUGAAUGUCCACCGGAUCAUAUGUGUAUCGGAUUCCUUUGCCAGGUCCCUUGUCAAGAUAAUUCAAACUGUGCUAUAGGCGAAAAAUGUCAUGAUAAUAAAUGUCACAAAGUUUGUCAUACAAGUAGUAACUGUUUACAUGGAGAACAUUGCAACACUGGAAUUUGCAUUCCCGGAUGUAAAAGUAACUCAGACUGUCUAGACAAUCAGUACUGUAUUUCAAAUGAGUGUAAGUGCGCUGCAGGUUUUCAUAUAGAGAAUGGUGAAUGCAUAAACAUUGAUGAAUGUUUGAACAAUCCAUGUCAUCCAUCAGCACAGUGUGUAGAUUCUAGGGGCACAUACAAAUGCGUCUGCCCCACUGGUGCUAUAGGUGAUCCCUAUACGACUGGUUGUUUAUUACCCAAUCAGUGUAGACAAGAUAACCAGUGCGAGGAUUCUCUUGCCUGCAUUAGAGGAAAAUGUUCUAAUCCUUGUCAAAUGGACGUCUGUGGCUUGAAUGCUAUUUGCAAAGUUAGUAAACAUAGGACAACGUGCACUUGUGAGAAAGGAUUUCUCGGUAAUCCAUUGGACAAGAAAAUUGGUUGCUUUAAAGUUGAAUGUAUAGAUGAUUUAGACUGUUCAUCCGAAAAAUUCUGUAAUCAUCGGACCAAUAAGUGUUCUGAAAAAUGUGAGGAUAACGCAUGUCAAGGCGGUAGUUGUAAAAUAGAAAACCAUAAACCUAGUUGCACAUGUUCCUCUGGAUAUGAUUUAAUAAAUAAUAAAUGUGAAGAUAUAAACGAAUGCUUCGCUAAUCCGUGUACUUUAAAUGCAGUUUGUGAAAAUACACUGGGAUCUUUCAUUUGCACUUGUACGAAUGGAACUGUAUUGGAUAUGAAUACAGCUACUUGUAAAAUGCCUGGUGAAUGUACAUCUGAUGAAGAUUGUUCUAGUGAAACGAAAUGCUCUAACAAUCAUUGUAUAAAUCCUUGUGAUAAAUUUACAUGCGGUUUGAAUGCCGUUUGCUUUGUCGCUAAUCAUGAACCUAUUUGUGAAUGUGAACAAGACAGUCAAGGUGAUCCAUAUAAAAUAUGUGCUAAAUUUGAAUGCGUUAAAGAUUCUGAUUGUCCUGAUGAAGAAGCUUGCACUAAUAAUAUAUGUCAAAAUUCAUGUAAUCUCCCACGAGCUUGCGGGAAAAAUGCAGAUUGUUUAUCUAGAAAUCAUAUUGGAUUUUGCUCUUGUUCGUCAGGGUAUACAGGCGAUCCCGUUUUGGGCUGUGUACCAAUUCAAUAUUGUUCCGAUAAUAGUCGAUGUUCCUCGGGUACCAGAUGUAUUGAUAAUUUAUGCGUCGGAAUAUGCCAAAAUUCGCGAGAUUGCUUCGAUGACCAAACAUGUAUUCAAGGAACUUGUAGACUUACAUGUAAUUCAAAUGAUUCCUGCCCUGAUUCAUAUUUUUGCGUUAACAGAAUCUGCACUAAAAAUGUUAAAUGCAGCUCGAACAAUGAUUGUCUUGAAGAUGAAAUAUGUAAAGACGAUGUAAAUAGCGUUCCUACAUGUGCAAAAAUAUGUGAAAAUCAACCGUGUGGUAGAAAUGCAUAUUGUAAAGCUAUCUUACAUGAACCAAUUUGUACAUGUAAAGAACAUUUUAUCGGCGAUCCUAUAAAAGGAUGUGACAAAAAAGAAUGCGAUAGUAACAAGGAUUGUUCUGAUGAUAAAUAUUGUGAAAGUAAUAUGUGCAAAAUUGCUUGCUUGGCUUCUAAUGAUUGCGGUGAUAAUACAAUAUGCGCUUCGGAGAAUCACGAGCACAUAUGUUAUUGUCAGCCUGGUUUUACAGGAGAUCCCCAUAAAGGUUGUACUGAAAUUGAUUGGUGUAGCCUAAAGGCAUGUGGUAAUGGAGCUGAAUGUGUUAAUUCUAGAACAAGCGCAAAAUGUACUUGUCCUGUUGGCACUAUUGGAAAUCCAUAUGAGAAAGCGGGCUGUCGUAAGGCCUCGGAAUGUAGAUUUAAUAGAGACUGUCCUUCGGAGGCCCGUUGUACUGUCGUUGAAGGAGUCAGGAAAUGUACCGAUGCAUGUGAAAAUAUCAAAUGUGGCGCGAAUGCAGAAUGUACAGCUGUGAGACAUUCUGGUCAAUGUAAGUGCAAACCAGGAUAUAUUGGAAACGGUCCUAAUGAAAAAGAUUGUCGUCUUCAAGAAAUAACCUGUAAAAAUAAAACUAAUUGUCCUAAUGACCAGUAUUGCCACAAUGGAACUUGUCAAGGUUUAUGUGUAUUAGACGAAGAAUGCGAAUUAACAGAAAAAUGUUACAACGGCCAAUGUUUAAAUCCAUGUGAAUUAGAAAAAACUUGUGGAAUGAAUGCCAUAUGUCGUAUCGAAAAUCAUGUAAUACAAUGUAGUUGUCCUUACAGUUUUACUGGUAAUCAAGACGUCGAAUGCGUUAGAGUUCCUCGACUUUGCGGUGAUUCUGGCGAAUGUGAUGAUAGUUAUGUCUGCAAGGAUUUUGCUUGCGUACCUCGUUGCACCAAGGAUGAGGAGUGUGCUUUUAACGAAAGAUGUUCUAAAGGAACCUGUUUAUUGACAUGUCGAGUGGACAAUGAUUGUUUCCUUGGGCACAUAUGUUUGUCGAAUAGCUGCAGAUACGGAUGUCGGCAAGAUGAUGAUUGUCGACAAGAAGAAGUGUGCAAAAGCAAUUAUUGUAAGAAUCCUUGUGCUAGUGAUGUUAAUCCAUGCGGACCAAAUGCUUUCUGCUCUGUAGUUGACAGAAAAGCAGUAUGCUCUUGUGUAGAAGGAUUAAUUCCAAACCCUACGCCGAAUAUAGGUUGUGUUCGUACACCGACAUUGUCAUGUAAAAUGCAUACGGAUUGUUCAAAUGGAUGGAAAUGUGAAGAUGAUAAAUGUAGACCCGUAUGUAGUACUGGCAACUUGGAAUGCUUAGAAGGAGAACGAUGCAAUUCAGGCGUAUGUCGUUACGCGUGCACAUCUGAUGAUCAAUGUUCUGAUGACGAAAUUUGUGAUGGACGAGUUUGCGUCACAGGUUGUAGAACAGACUCCCAUUGCUUAAGCAAUUUUGCAUGUAUAUCCGGUCAGUGUGUAGAUCCAUGUAUAAAGCCAGGAACCUGUGGCGCCAAUGCUUUGUGCACAACCAUAGAUCAUCGCCCUGUAUGCACAUGCCCACAGAACUUAGAUGGAGAUCCUAAAACUGUAUGUAAGCGGGUGACAUCUGCAUGUGAUAAAAACAAAAAUUGCGCUGAUGGAUUUAGCUGCUAUGGUGAUAUGUGCUAUCCCUCUUGCAGAAGAGACAAUAUAUGUUUAUCUAACGAAAAAUGUAUACGAGGCAUAUGCAGACUUAUAUGUAACAGUGAUGAUGCUUGUAGUGAAGGGCAUAUUUGUGAAAAUAGGAUAUGUAAGCAAGGGUGUCGAAACGAUAACGCAUGUGACAAUGAUCUGGCUUGCAUAAGUGGACAAUGUAAAGAUCCUUGUAGUAGCAACACAGCUUGUGGUAUUUGUUCUGAAUGUAAAGUAGUAAAUCAUCGUACGUUAUGCAGCUGCACAAGUAAUUACACUGGAAAUCCAUUAGUUGAAUGUAAGAAAAAGCCCUUGAAAUGUGAUGGUUUUUGCCCAUGUGACGAAAGUGGUUAUUGUAUUUCACUUUGUGAAGAUAAUUCUGAUUGUAGCUGUGGGGAGAAAUGUUUUAAUGGUGGCUGUCGAUCUUUGUGCUCAGCUAGAAAUAGAUGUCCAGAAAGGCAAAUAUGCCUGCAAGGUGUUUGCGUACCCGGUUGCAACAGUAAUAAAGAUUGUGGAGAUGAUAUGAUGUGCUCUUCCAAACAAUGUAUCUCUGUCUGUCGGGAAAAUUCUUGUGGGAAAAAUGCUAUAUGUUUUGCAAAUAGACAUCGCAGCUUUUGCAGUUGCCCCAGUGGUUUCUCUGGUGACCCGGAAAAAGAAUGCAAAUCAUAUGAAUGCACAAAUAAUGGUGACUGUGGUUUAGAUGAAGAAUGCACUGUAGAAGGCAGGUGUAAAAACGUAUGUCAAAACAUUUGCGGCUUAAACGCAAUAUGCCGACCCGUGAAUAGAGUCGCUCAAUGUUCUUGCCCACCAAAUUACUUUGGUAAUCCAAAGGUCGAGUGUUCGAAAGUUGUUGCUGGUAGCUGUUUACGUAAUCCAUGCGGCAUAAACGCUCGUUGUAGAGAUCUUGACGAUGGUAGCUAUGAAUGUACUUGUGCUCCAGGAUGCGCUGGAAAUCCUCAAAGGCAAUGUUUUUGUGGAACGAUGGCUCCUUGUGCUCAUAAAACUUGCGGUACAAAUGCUCAAUGUCGUAUUGGGCAAAAGGGAGAAGCGCAGUGCUAUUGCCCCCGUAACUACCCUAAUGGAGAUCCUAAUAUAGAUUGUGCACAAGAGCGCACUAUUGUGGACUGUCGAACAACGGGAUGUGGAACAAAUGGAGAAUGCCUUAGAGAGGGCGCUGAGUUUGUAUGUCGUUGCAUUCCUGGCACAGAAGGGCAAGCCGAUAUUGAAUGUCACACCAGUAUCGAAUGCACGAGUGACAAAGAUUGUCCAGUAGACAAAGCGUGUUUGAGCUUGCGUUGCGUCGACCCUUGCACCAUACGCGGUGUGUGUGGAGAGGACGCCCUGUGUGUAUCUGUCAUGCACCGCGCCCAGUGUUCCUGCCCCCAAUGCUAUGUUGGCCAGCCUCGACUGUCGUGUCACCUCGAUCCGAAAUGUAAACCCUCUGCAGAUGUUAACUUGACAUUUACAUGCUCUGAAUCAAAGCCUUGCCCGUCUAAAUUGGCUUGUGACUUAUCUACCAAGCAGUGUAGAAACCCAUGUCUUGGAUAUCAAAAUUGCCGAAGGAAUCAAAAAUGUGAAGUUCGAAAUCAUGAACCUGUUUGUGUAUGUCGAAAUGGGUUUGCUUUGAAUGAAAAAGGUGAAUUAACAUGUGCACCAGAACACGCCGAAUGUACUAGAGAUGAGCAAUGCCCAUCGAAUGCUGCAUGCCGACAAUCCAAAUGUGUAAAUCCAUGUUUAGCAUCAAGAGAUCCAAUGUGUCCAAAAGGAAAACAAUGUGAUGUCGUAGAGCACCGAGCGAUAUGUGUAUGCAUUGAAGAUUGUCAUCCAACAGUGUCUAUAUGCUUAAGAGAUAACGGAUGUCCUCAAAAUUUAGCGUGUAUUAACUUCCAAUGCAAAGAUCCAUGUAAAGAGGCAUGUGGUGAUGCGCCUUGUUCCGUUGAAGAUCACCACCCUGUAUGCAAGUUUUGUCCUAGUGGAUUCGCACACGAUGAAAAAUAUGGCUGCAUUAAAGUGCUAGAAUGCGGUGAUCACGGGGAGUGCGCUUCGGGCCUGGCGUGCGUAAAUGGACGCUGCGCGGACCCAUGUGAACGUGGUGGCCCCUGCAAGGCUGGACAACAUUGUGCCGUUAUUGAUCAUCAACCUGUUUGCUCUAAAGUUUGUCAAUGUCAAACAUCUUCCGACUGCGCGAGGUAUCCAAAUACAAAAUGUGAUGGAUGCCUUUGUGUGCGAGGUAAUAAUCCAGGUAAUAAUUGUGCUCACUGUCGCCCUGGAGUCUCUUGUGAUCCAUUUUCUGGCGCGUGUAUGGAAAAUGAUCAACCUGUUAAUGUCCCACUAACUGAAACAAACUCCGAAACUAUGUCCGCAACAAGUACAAAUAUAAAUGACGAUAAUAAUGGUCCAACUACUAAAAACAUGACUAUGACAGCUGACAUUUAUGAGUAUAUUGAGAGUUUUACAGGUAUAACAACAGUAACACAAGGCUUUACAACUGAUAUAACUGCAGACAUAACAACAGAGAUAAUGACUGAUUUUACAACAGGCACAGGAAAUGUUACAAUUGCAACGUUACAACAGACAACAAUAGACGAAAACAAAAAUAUAACCAUAGCCAUAAAAACAGAUGUAAAUACCACAAUAGAUAUAAAAACAAUAAUUACAACAGACAGCACAACAGACAUUCAAAAUGAUAUAAGAACAGAUGUAACAACAGAAAGAAUACAAAAUAUUACUACAUACAUACCAAAAAACACGGCAGAUAUAACAAUCGAUAUAACGAAAGACACAACAACAGUUAUACCAACAGACUUAGCAAAAGAAAAAUCAACAAAAGUUGCAACAGAGAUAAUAAAAGAUAUAAGAACACUAUCAAAAAUCAGUAUAACAGAUAUAGCGAAAGACAUAACAGAAUCAUCAAUACUAAUGAAAAGUACAACAGACAUACCAAAAGAAACAACAAUAGACAUACCAAUAGACAUGGCAAGAGACAUAACAACAGGCAGUAUAAUCACCAUAGUGAAAGAUACAACUACAGAAACAUUGACAGAUAUAAGAAAAGAUAUAACAACCAACAGCCGUACAACAAACUUAGUGAAAGAAACAACAGACACACUAACGAACAUGAUGGCGAAAGAUAUAAAAAUAGACAGUACAAUAGCCGUAGUGAAAGACGCAUUCACAACAAUAUCAACUGACUUCGGAAAGGAAAUAACAACAAGAAGUACAAUUACUGUAGAACAACCACCAACAAUAGACAUACUAAUAGACACGGUAAAAGACACACCAGUAGCUAGUACAAUAUCUAUAGCGAAAGAUACCGCAACAAAAACAUCAACAGACAUAGCAAAAGACAUAACAACCGGUAGAACGACGUACAUGUCAAAAGAUAUAGUAUUAGGUAGUAUAUUAGGCACAGCAAUAAAUGAAACAAUAAAACCAUCAACAGAUAUAGUUACAAACAUCAGAGAUAAGACAACCGGCAUUACAACAAACAAAGCGAAAGAUAUAAUAAAUACACCAACAGAUAUACCAAUAGAUAUGGUAAAGGAUAGAAGAAUAGAAAUAACAACAGAUGGAAUGAAUAGACAGGUGGAAAUUGACAUAACAACUGAAAAUAUAAUAGAUAGAGCCACAGAGACAAUGAAAGAUAUUAAUAAAGAUAUUACAACAGACAUAACCAAAGACAUUACAACAGACAUACCAGCAGAUUUCGCUAAAGACUUAAGAAUAGAUACAACAACAGUAAAAACAACAAACAUAGCAAAAGAUUUGAUACAAUACACAGAAACAGAAAUGAAAAAAGAUAUAAAUACAGGCACACCAGCAGAUAUAGCAAAAGAUAUUGCGAUAGAAAUAGUCACCGAUAUAACAAAAGAUAUUACAACAAGUAGAACGACCGAUAUUACAGAGGUAUAUUCAAAUGAAGCGACAAAAAGUACUUUAUUACCUUUUACUUUAAAUUUUUCGACUGGUUUCAAGACAGAUUUUUCUACUCUUGCCACCGGAGUAACAGAACCAGUUGCUUCUGAUCUACUCCAAACAUCAAUUGCUGUAAAUACCACGACUAUUCAGGAUUCAUAUCUAGGAGAUUAUUCUAAAGAAGAUACAAUUACUAUAAAAAGUAAUAAUAUUUACACUACUUCUACAAUAACGACCUCAAUUCCUUUUGAAUCAACAAAUUUAAUAAACAUAUUAUCUACUACGUCAAAUAUUUUAGAUUCAAAUCCUAAUAUUCCUAAUGUCGUAGAUUCAAAAAAUGGACUAAACGGUGAAAUCAUAAUAAGUAACGAAAAAUACAAUAUUCCUUCGACUGAAGUUAACGCAGAAAAAAUGAGUAUUAUAACUGAUUCUUAUGAGGCUUAUACUACUAAACUUGACAAGGAUAUAUUAAAAGAAAUAUCAGUAAAACAUACAUCAAAUAUUGAAAAAGAUAUUGAGAUAACAACAGAGGCUUAUCCUGUUAAUCAACAUGAAAAAGAUAGUUCAACUACAACAUAUUACACAAUGGCCACUAAUGAAGGAACCUUUAAUAUAAAUACUAAGGAGUCUUCCACUUUAGUAAAUAAAUAUCCAGUACAAGAGGUUACAGAGACUUUAUUUGAUGAUUCAUCGAAACAUUUAUCCACAACGCUAAAAACAAAUGAACAAACUACAUUUUAUAAUUAUAAUAAUGUACCUUAUCCUCAGAAAGAACAUAGUGAAAAAUCAAUUAUAAAUAAAAAACUAAGUUCUACGUAUCCAGUAACUGAUGAAUCUGUUACUAGUACAACAAUUAUGUAUAACUAUAAAAGUGAUUCUUUAAAUAUUCUUACGUCACAAUCUUUUGAAUUAAACUCUGAUUUCAAAGAUACGUCUAUUACUGAAUCUACUAUUAAAGCUAAGCUCUUAACAACAUCAAAUAAUAUAAACGAAAAAGACAAUAAAUGGUCAACAACUACGAAAGAAAUUUUAGAUGAUAGUAGCACUCAUAAAACAGAAACAAAUACAAUUAAUUUGUUUAGUACGCUGAAUUUCAAACAAAAUUUUAAACCUGAAAAAAAUAUAAUUAAUACAUUAACGACGACAUCAGAAGCAUUCGAAUCAACAACAAAUUUCAACAAUAUUCCACUAAAUGCUUCCAAUAAUAUUCAUGAUUCUAAAUCAACUCCUUUUAACGAUUAUAAAAAAGAGAUUUUUCUAUCAACCACUCCUGAAGAUAUUAUGACUGGAGUAUAUGAAAGAACAGAAGAAUUAUGUGUCAAAACUGACACGCCCAGUUUUUCAACUGAUAUUGAUUAUAUACCAAAGACAGAGCGAAAUUUACCUACAGAACAACAAGCAACAAUGAAAUCUGUUGUAAACACUAAUAUACAAGAGAUUCCCAGUACAGAUAAAAAAUUUGAAACCACUUAUCCUACUGAGAGUACCAUGAAAACAGAAGUAUUAAAUAAUAAUUUAUCGGAACUACUGACAACUACAGUUGCACAUGAUUUGAGUUCUGAUGUAAGGGUAACAUCUAACUAUAAUAAAUUACAAAAUGGAACUAUAUUUACAAAUAAUAAUCAAAUUGUUCUACCCACUACUCCAAGUGGCACUGAUUCAUCUAACAUUCAACAAGAUUCUAUUUAUACAACACAAAAUCCUAAUUUAGAAAAAGAUUCAAUGAUGCCUAUUACAUCUGAAUCUGUUCCAUCAAGUAUUGAUUUAGAAAUCUUAAAUAAUUCUAGCAAAAUAUAUGAGUCUGAAACUUUAUAUACUACCAGUAAUAAAAUGGAAUUUCAAAGUACACUUGAUUAUGAAGAAUUAAUACAAAGCAGCAGUACUAUGCAUACGGAAAACACCGUUAAACCUCAAUUAAAAAGAACUGAAAGUAGUGGUUUCCAGAAACAGUUUCAUGAAAACAAAAAUACUAAAACCCCAGAAAAUCAAAGAAAUUUACAUAAUAAUUAUACUAAUAACCUAAUAAAAUCCUUAGCAAAUAACACUCAUAAAUAUUUACAAACAAAAACUAUUAAUGCAGUAACUCUCCCUACAGAUCUUUUAUCUACAAAGGCCCUCACAAAUUCCUUGAUCGAUAACGUGAGCUCUACUAAUCUUCCUAUAUUAGCCACAACAAAUAAUUAUAUAAAUAGAACAACUGUAGAUUUAGAACAUUUAGAUGGAUCCGAUAUUCCAUUACAAGAAACAAAACCUACUACUAUUGAAUUACAAGCCGACAUUGGAAAACCUGGCCAAAAAUAUGAAGUAAAUUCUACAGAUUUGAAAAUAACUUCUACAGAGUCAAUAAUGAUAGUUACAGAUAUGAGUACAACUGAUUUCACAGAAAAAUCACAAACUAAAUCGAUUGAAAGUGAAGAUAAGGUUACAACUCCUACACUAUUUACGUCAACAUAUGGUGAGACAUCUACUAUUUCAUCCGAUGAAAGAACAAGUUCCUUAUUAAAUGAUUACCUUUAUGGAUAUACUUUAAUGGACUCAACACGUAGUAAAAAAUAUCCAAAAAUGACCACUAUGACAAAACUAGAUUUCACUACGUCUAAGAUAAAUAUUGGAAUUUCAAAUCAAGAACCUUUAUAUACCGAUAAUAAUCUCUUUGUAUCAACUACAGACUCACAAAUAUUUAAGAGUGACUUUGAUUCAAAUAGAAUGAGUACAACUAGUGUAAUAAAUGAAAAUACUGAAAAUGAUAAUCUGUCAAUAGAUACAUCAGAACCGACCAUCCUUGAUGAUAAUAUUCUGACUUUGAAAUCUAAAAGUGAAAGUAUAGCACCUAUUGAUACUAAUACAAUCUCUAGUAUAUAUACUAAUUUCGAUUUAAAAAGUACCUCAUCGUCGUCAUAUACAGACACAGAGAUGAGAGGAGAUGAAAUUUUGGAUAGCCAAAAAAAUAAUAAUAAAAGAAAAUUAUUUACAAAACAUGAUAUUUUAGCAAUAUCUGAGAGAACAACCUUAACGAAUGCAGAAUUCGAUUUGGACAAACCUACAACCGUAUAUGUUUCGACUGUACCUGAUAAUUUAGUUAAUCCUGUAGAAUUGAUUUUAUCAAAUGGUAAAAAAUCAUCAAGUUAUACUACUAUUUCAUCUAUAUCCGACACAGAAGAAAUUAAUUUGACUGAAGUUAUCACCAGUCCUGCAACUUAUAAAGAUUUUUAUAAUACACAAAGGGUUACUGAGAAUGAUGAAAUACUUACUUCAAAUCAAAAGUCUGUGACAUCAUCUGAUUUAACCGAAAAACCGACUACUAAAACGGAUAAUGAAAUUUUAGCAACUAAAAUAUCUACUUCACGUUAUUUAUCGUCUACUGAUGCGACUACACAACAAACUGAACUUAUCUCUGAAUCAUCGAAUACAACUAUUGAUAUAGUGAGUACAACUAAUAUAAUUAAUUUAAAUAUAGAUUUAAAUUCUCCUGAACAAUUUGGUAAUGAUACUAUAACUUCGACAACGAAUAGAGCUAUGUACAUACCCAAUCAGGUAAUGGACAUAGCAAAUAGUACUGAAGUAUCAUCAACUAAAUACGUUGAAAAUAGUACAAAAGAAUCAAUUUUAACUACAUCGGAUUCUGUUAUUAUCAUAGACACAAAGGAUGAGAACAAUGAUACAGAAACGGAAUUAAGUGCUUCUAAAAAUACAAAUCUUGAUGCAUCAUCUACACUUAUAACAGCUCCGAUAACUAUAGCUACUUCACAUUAUGGUGAUUAUUUCUAUACAAAUUCAUACGACCAAACAAGAACUUCGUCUAGUAGUAUAAUAAAUUCCAAAUUUAAUGAAAAAGAGAUAACUACGGAACCGGUUAGUGUUAUCUCACACAUAAAUUUAGGAAAUAUUUCUCCGAAAACUACUGAUUACACAAUUAGUACUAUGGAAUUUGUAACAAAUACUCAAACUGAGUUAAUAAAUGAUGACUUAGGUAGAAAAAAAGAGUACCCUUCCACCUUGUCACCUCUAUCAAGUACUUCUUUAGAUAAUCUCUCAUCGCGAAGAAAAGACAUAGAUAUUGCUGCCUGGACAGAUUCAACUCCUUACUUUGACAUGGCAAUGACGGAGACUAAUACAUUUACUAACGACUUUAAAAUUAACCAUUUGUGCGAAUCAAAUUUUAAUUGCUCGACGGACAAGUCCUGCGUUAAUGGAGUCUGUGAGAACCCAUGUGAAGUACGCAACCCGUGUAUAAAGAAUGUUUCCUGUAAAGCAAUUAACCAUGAUGCAGUUUGUGUGUGCGACGGCGGUGCCAGAGACAACUGUAGAAAAGAAUCACCUGGGACACCUAAGACUCCGGAACCUUGUCAUUCUGAUCGCGAUUGUAUAGAAACAGAAGCCUGCUUUAUGGGGGUAUGUCAAAAUCCUUGCGAAUUUGACAAUGUUUGUGGCAUACAAGCUAAAUGCCAUCCAGUAAAACAAAGACCAAUGUGUUCAUGUCCAGCGGGAUAUGAUGGAGAUCCUGCAUUUAAAUGUUUGCCUAAAUCAUCCGGUUGCACUCAAAAUGAAGAUUGUCUUUUGACCGAAGCUUGUAUAAAUAGUGCAUGUCAACAUCCAUGUUCCAUACACAAUCCUUGUGCACAAAACGCUAUAUGUAUAAAUACAAACCAUGGUUCGGAUUGUAGCUGCGCGGACGGAUAUCAAGGAAACGGAUACGUCGGUUGCAUGCCAGUCAUCAAUACUAACUCUGUAUGUCAAUAUAAUGAAGACUGUCCUCCAGAAUUAUUAUGUGAUAGAUUAAACAGAGUAUGCAUAAAUCCAUGCUCAGUUAAUAAAUGUGGAGAUAAUGCAGAAUGCUUUCCCUCAAAUCAUGGUAUCCAGUGUGAAUGUUUUGCUGGGUACACGGGAAAUGCUUUCUUAGAAUGCUUCCAGGUUCAAGGAUGUCGUUCUGAUAACGAAUGCGCAAACGCGGAAGCUUGUAUAAAUGGAAAAUGCGAAUCACCGUGUAGAUGUGGAAUAAAUGCUAUAUGUGAUGUUUUAAAUCAUCGCGCAACGUGUAAAUGUUUAUCUGGUUAUACUGGAAAUCCUAUGAUUAAUUGUGAGCCACCAACAAAUCCCUGUUCCCCAAAUCCAUGUGGAAUAAAUGCACUUUGUGAAAAUGAUAAUGGUAACCCAAUAUGUUUCUGUCCUAAAGGUUUGACUGGAAAUCCUUUCAAAAAUUGUAUUCCGGAAGGAAAUGAGUGCGAGCCAAAUCCAUGUGGAUCAUUUACUGGAUGUCGCAUUAUUGAUAAUAAACCCGCUUGUUUCUGUCUACCUAAUUAUGAAGGCAAUCCUCCGCGUCAACCCUGUCGUCUGCCAAAUAAUCCUUGUAACCCUUCACCUUGUGGGCCUAAUACACAAUGUACUGUCUUAUCAAAUGGAUUUUCGAAAUGCACUUGUUUACCAGGUUUUGUAGAGAGUCCGAAUACUGUACGUGGUUGUAUUGAAGCACGUAAUCCUUGCGAACCUAACAUGUGCGGUGUAGGAGCACGUUGUGAUCCAAAUAGAGCGCCCGCAUGUUAUUGUCCCGAAAAUACUAGAGGUAAUCCUUAUAAAUCAUGUGUACGUGAAGGCUAUUUACCACCAACAGUACUGUGCCAACCAGGAAAUUGUGGUGAAAAUGCAGAUUGCUAUGUAAGUGGCAACAGAGAAAUGUGUUUUUGCAAGUCAGAAUUUAUUGGUGAUCCUAAUAUCGGUUGCCAACCACAGAGAAGUCCUUGCAAUCCAAAUCCUUGUGGACCUCAAGCAUUAUGCAAUGUCAAUUACGAUGGACAAGCACUAUGCACUUGUACUGAGGGCAGUACUGGAGAUCCUUUCAGCUUAGAAGGUUGCCAUUCUAGAGAGUGUGAAAUUGAUGAUGAGUGUGCGUUAGACAAAGCUUGCAUAGGUUAUAUGUGUCGCGAUCCUUGUCCCGGUGCUUGUGGCUUGAAUGCUAUAUGUCACGUAGAAUCUCACCAUCCCGUUUGUAUUUGUGAGAAUGGAUUAGUAGGUAAUCCUUUGAUAUGUUGCUUACAACCUGAAGAUCAUAAAAAUAACAGCCCAUGUACUAAAGUUCAAUGUGGUACAAAUGCAAUUUGUCAAGAUGUUGAAAAUACAGCGUUGUGCUCAUGUCCUCCUGACUUUUAUGGUGAUCCAACAAAAGAAUGUAAACCUGAGUGUGUCAUGAACUCAGAUUGCUUACCAAGUGAGUCUUGUAUUGAUAGGAAAUGUACAGAUCCAUGUCAUCAAAGCAACGUCUGCGGUAUUCAUGCUGUUUGCUUGUGUUCGGAUCAUACAGUCUCAUGUUUAUGCCCUGAUGGUUACAUAGGAGAUCCACUUAUACAAUGUGUUUAUAGACCUAUAAUAGUUAUUCCUGAUAAUACAACAGUGCAACCAUGUGCACCAAACCCUUGUGAUCCUACAUCAUUAUGUGAUACAUACGGAGAUAAAUUUGCAAUAUGCAAUUUGUGUAAUGGACCAAACUCUAUCAACAACCCUGCUUGUCGACCAGAAUGUAUUUUAGAUUCAGAUUGUGCUUUCAAUAAAUUUUGCUUGAGAAAUAAAUGCGUAGACCCUUGUCCAGGCUCUUGUGGUGUUAAUGCAGAAUGUAUGGUAUACCAUCAUGAUCCAAUUUGUCAAUGUAAAGAUGGUUUUACAGGAAACCCAUACGAGCAUUGUAAAUUUACUUCAAAACCUAUCUCUAAAGAAACUUGUGGUAAUAUUCGAUGUGGAGCUAAUGCUGUAUGCCAGAAUUUAAAUAAUGCCCGCUCAUGCAAAUGCUUGCCUGGUUUCUUCGGUAAUCCCUACAUGUCAUGUAGACCCGAAUGUGUUGUUAAUAGCGAUUGUCCAUCAAAACUUGCAUGUAUUAAUAAUAAAUGUGAAAAUCCUUGCAAAGAUGUCUGUGGGCUUGGAGCACAGUGUGAAGCUGUUAAUCAUCAUGCAAUUUGCUUCUGUGCACCUGAUCAGACUGGUGACCCUUACGUACGGUGCCAGAGUAGUAUCCCCACUUCACCGUCAUUGUCUAUAUGUGACCCAUCGCCAUGUGGACCGUACAGUCGCUGCCUAGUUUCGGCAACCGGAUUUGCGGUAUGCUCUUGCGUACCAGGAUAUAGAGGUAUUCCUCCAAUGUGUCAACCAGAAUGUGUUAGUAAUUCAGACUGUCCUCAAAAAGAAACUUGUGUUAAUCAAAAAUGUAUAAAUCCGUGCCUCGGUAGCUGUGGCGUUAAUGCUAACUGUAUUGUUGUUAACCAUAAUCCGAUAUGCAGCUGCGGGCCAGGAGAAAGUGGUGAUCCGUUUGUAGUAUGUACUAAAAAUUUGGAGUAUGAACCAAAAAAUAAAAAUCCAUGUGUGCCAUCACCAUGCGGACCUAAUUCUGUUUGUGAGAUCAAGUCUAACCAUCCUGUAUGUUCGUGUUUACCGAACUAUUCUGGAUCUCCUCCAUAUUGUAGACCCGAGUGUAUAAUAAGCCAGGAAUGUCCAUCGAGCCAAGCUUGUAUCAAUGAGAAAUGUGCCGAUCCAUGUAUAAAAACUUGUGGUAACAAUGCAGUCUGUAAUGUUGUAAACCAUACGCCAUUAUGUAGUUGUCUGCAAGGAUAUAAGGGCGACGCUUUUAUUGGAUGCAUUGCAGUAGCAAAAAAUGAAACUUUGACACCUUGCAACCCAUCGCCAUGUGGUGAAAAUACAAUCUGCACAGUUAUAAAUAACGUAGCGCGUUGUUCAUGUAUACCGCCUAAUAUCGGAAACCCUUAUGCUGGCGGUUGUAGACCAGAAUGUUCCAUAAAUUCAGAUUGCCCGAAUCACUUAGCAUGUUUAUCUAACCACUGCAGAGAUCCUUGCAAAGAUUUAUGUGGCGUUAAUGCAGAAUGUAUCGUUACAAGCCAUGUUCCUGUGUGUACAUGUUUCAAGGGCUACGAAGGUGAUCCGUUUUCUUCUUGUCGCCGAGUAUAUGCAGAACCAACACCCAUAAAUCCAUGUGAACCUUCACCAUGUGGUCCGAACAGUGAAUGUCACAUUGUGAGUAACAGAGCUGCUUGCUCAUGCCGCGCCGGCUACCUUGGUGCGCCACCAGCCUGUCGUCCCGAAUGCGCAGUCAACUCGGAUUGUCCAACAAAUAAAGCCUGUAUUAACCGAAAAUGCAAAGACCCUUGUAUUCAUAGCUGUGGUUUAGAUGCUCUUUGUCAUGUUAUCGGUCAUAACCCGAUAUGUAUGUGUCCUGAAAACUUCCCCGAAGGCGAUCCUUUCAUUCGGUGCUACAAAAAGAGUAUUUUGCAGCCAGCUCCAGAUCCUUGCCUGCCUUCGCCCUGUGGGCCUCACUCUACGUGUAAAAGUGAAUUUGGUCGAGCAGUAUGUGCAUGUGAACCAGGAACUUUAGGCGCACCUCCUACUUGCAGACCUCAAUGUCUCAUAAACCAAGAUUGUCCACUUGCACUUGCGUGCUUGAGUGGAGCAUGUGUCAAUCCAUGUGUAGGUUCUUGUGGAUUCAAUGCCCGGUGCAUUGUACAAAACCAUCAACCAAUAUGUUCGUGCGAUGAUGGCUACUCCGGGGAUCCAUUCUCAGGCUGCAGUCCAGUGGAGACUCCUAAAGACGUACCCAGACGUCCUUGCAAUCCAUCACCUUGUGGACCUAAUGCUAUUUGUAACGAAAGAAAUGGUGCUGGUGCGUGUACUUGUAUUGAUGAUUUUUAUGGAGAUCCUUACUUGGGUUGUAGACCUGAAUGCGUAAUGAAUACAGACUGUGCUAUUGACAGUACCUGUUUCAAUAAUAAAUGUGUAGAUCCAUGUCCGGGUACUUGUGGACAAAACGCAGAAUGUAGAGUUACAAAUCAUGCACCUUCAUGUUUUUGUUUACCUGGAUAUAAUGGAAACCCUCUUCAUGCAUGUACUCCUACUAUGUCUCUUCCGGGACCGGUUGAUCCGUGCCACCCUUCGCCUUGUGGCCCUUACAGCCAAUGUCGUACGUUUAAUGGCCAUGCGGUUUGUACAUGUCUUGAUAUGUGCGUUGGUUCACCACCUAAUUGUCGAACUGAGUGUAUUGUUAGUUCGGACUGUCGACCAAAUAAAGCGUGUUUAAAUAAUAAGUGCCAAGACCCGUGUCCUGGGACCUGCGGAAUAAAUGCUGAAUGUCGAGUUAUAAACCACAAUCCAGUCUGUAGUUGUAUAAGUGAUUUUACUGGCGACCCAUUCGUAAGAUGCUAUAUAGAAGACAAACAAAUGACGCCAAUUAAUAAUUGUCUUCCUAAUCCAUGCGGUCCGCAUUCUCAGUGUAAUGAUUUAAAUGGAGUUCCUGUAUGUUCUUGCUUAAAUAAUUACAUCGGGCGACCUCCAAAUUGCCGACCAGAAUGUGUCAUAAAUGUUGAAUGCCCUGGAAACUUAGCAUGUAUUUCGGAGAAGUGUAGCGAUCCAUGUCCAGGUUCUUGCGGUUUCCACGCAAUAUGUAAUGUAGUAAAACACAUACCAAUAUGUAUUUGUGAACAUGGAUAUACUGGUGAUCCGUUUUCUGGAUGUACAAUAGCUCCUUCUAUCGAACCACAAAUUGUAAGUCCUUGUUCUCGAUCACCUUGUGCAGUUAACGCUAUAUGUAAAGAGAGGCAUGGAAUAGGGUCAUGUUCAUGCCUUCCAGAAUAUUAUGGAGAUCCAUACAUUGAGUGCAGACCAGAGUGUGUUUUGAAUUCAGACUGUCCUAAGGAUAGAGCCUGUAUAAACAAUAAAUGCAAAGACCCAUGUCCAGGGGUUUGUGGAAUGAAUGCGGAAUGCCAUGUGAACAAUCAUGCUCCUUCAUGUGCAUGCAUACCUGGAUACGAAGGAAAUCCGUUUACUUCAUGUUAUAUAAGAGCUAUCGAGAAACCAACUGACCCGUGUGCACCUUCACCGUGUGGGCCUUAUAGUGUAUGUCGUGCUAAUGGUGGACACGCUAUUUGCUCAUGCCAGGAACAAUAUUAUGGAUCACCUCCUAAUUGUCGUCCCGAAUGUAUGGUUAGCAGUGACUGUAUGCCUAAUAAGGCUUGCAUAAAUCAAAAGUGUACUGAUCCAUGUGUAGGUUCUUGUGGCACAAACGCGAAAUGUACUGUAGUGAAUCAUAAUGCCUUAUGUAGCUGCCCUCAAAAUUAUAUCGGCGAUCCAUUCGUCAACUGUGCUUAUGAAAGAAGACCUAAGCCAAAGCCAUCUGGUAACCCGUGUAUUCCUUCCCCUUGUGGGCCAAACUCUCAAUGUCGAGUAGUAGGUGAAACACCAGCAUGUUCAUGCAAAGCUGGUUAUAUCGGUCGUGCCCCGCACUGUCGUCCAGAAUGUAUUUAUGAUGAAGAAUGUCCCAGUAAUCUUGCUUGUAUUCGUGAAAAAUGUAUGAGUCCUUGUGAUGGCUCUUGCGGCUCUAAUGCAAACUGUCUUGUAAUUGCGCAUAAAGCUAUUUGCCACUGUCGUGAAAGUUAUACUGGUGAUCCAUUUAGCGGUUGCUAUUUCAUUGUAACAGUACCAAGUGAAGAUGAAACAAAUCCGUGUAACCCAUCACCUUGUGGGCCAAACGCACAAUGCACGGAGAAGUAUAAUGCUGGAGCUUGUACUUGCUUAGCUGGUUACUUUGGAGAUCCAUACCUAGGGUGUCGCCCUGAAUGUGUGACAAAUAACGAUUGUCCUUUAGAAAAAGCUUGUUCGAAUAACAAAUGUGUAAACCCAUGUCAAGAAGCAUGCGGAAUAAACGCAAUUUGUAAUGUAGCACACCAUACUCCUGUAUGCCUCUGUAUUGAUGACUACGAAGGAAAUCCUGUUGUAUCAUGUCAUCCACAGAGAAAGCCGGUGCUACAAAAUUAUAAUCCGUGCGUUCCAUCGCCAUGUGGCCCAUAUAGUCAAUGUAAAGAAUUAAACGGACAUGGAGUUUGUUCUUGUGAAGAAGGAUAUAUUGGAUCACCCCCAGCUUGCAGGCCAGAAUGUGUUAUUAGCACGGACUGCCCACAACAUCAAGCAUGUAUAAAACAAAAAUGUAGUGAUCCAUGUCCAGGAACAUGUGGAGUAAAUGCUCGAUGCCAAACUAUAAACCAUAAUCCUAUUUGCACAUGCAAAGCCGGAUUUACUGGUGAUCCAUUCGUUGUUUGUCAAUUAGAGCAAAAACCUAUUUUCUUGGGACCUAAAGGAAAUCCAUGCAUACCAUCACCAUGUGGUCCAUAUUCUCAAUGUAAAGUAGUCGGCGAAGCGCCUGCAUGCUCUUGCUUACCAAAUUUCAUUGGUAUUGCACCAAAUUGUAGACCGGAAUGUUCAAUCAAUGCAGAAUGCCCUGGUAAUCUUGCAUGUCAAAAUGAAAAAUGUGUAGAUCCUUGCCCUGGUUCUUGUGGCUUUAAUGCAGAAUGUUCUGUAGCAAAUCAUGUAGCAUUAUGUAAUUGUGUAUCGGGACAUACGGGUGACCCAUUCAGUGGAUGUUCUGAAAUCGAAUAUGCUUCAGAACCACCGCCAAAUCCAUGCAAUCCAUCACCAUGUGGUGCAAAUGCACUUUGUAAAGAACGUAAUGGAGUUGGUUCUUGUUCCUGCUUACCGGAGUACUUUGGAGACCCAUAUACUGGGUGUCGCCCAGAAUGCGUAUCCAAUUCAGAUUGUGAUCGUAACAAAGCUUGUUCCAACAAUAGAUGUAAAGACCCAUGUCCAGGAUCAUGUGGUAUCAAUGCUGAAUGUAGAACAGUAAACCAUUCACCAACUUGUACUUGCGUUUCUGGAUUUACAGGAAAUCCUCUUUCAAAGUGUGAAUUCGAAAUAAUUCCAAGCGAAGCUGAUCCACAAUUAGAUCCUUGUCAACCUUCUCCAUGCGGACCAAACAGUCUUUGCCGCGUAAUAAAUGGCCAUAGCGUGUGUACUUGUGAAAUUGGAUAUAUUGGCACCCCGCCAUCUUGUCGACCGGAAUGUAUUGUUAGUUCUGAAUGUCCUCAAGAUAAAGCUUGCAUUAAUAAAAAGUGUAUAGAUCCAUGUCCAAAUACUUGUGGUCUGAAUGCUCGUUGCCAAGUCGUAACGCAUAAUCCUAUUUGUAGUUGUACAUCAGGCUUUACAGGAGAUCCAUUCACCAAAUGUAGCCCGGAAGAAAGAACUGUGCCAACAAACCCAUGUGUUCCAUCACCAUGUGGACCUAAUUCGGAAUGCCGUGUUAUUGGUGACCAAGCUGCUUGCUCUUGUUUACCAAAUUAUAUAGGUCGAGUACCAAAUUGUAGACCAGAAUGUACUAUAGAUGCUGAAUGUCCAAGCAAUGCUGCUUGCAUAAAUGAGAGAUGCAAAGAUCCAUGUCAGGGUGCUUGUGGAUUAAAUGCUCUAUGCCUAACAGUUAAUCAUAACCCUAUGUGCACGUGUCAACAAGGAUUUACAGGAGAUGCUUCUAAAAGUUGUGUUCAAAUUGUAAUUUCAUCAACCGAAAUGACUCCAACUUCAAGUCCAUGUUCACCAUCACCCUGUGGUCCAAACGCAGAAUGUCGAGAGAAUAAUGGCGCUGGUGCAUGCUUUUGCUCUAAAGGAUAUGAAGGAGAUCCAUAUGGCACAAAUGGAUGUCGUAGGGAAUGUGAAAGCAAUGACGAUUGUGCUUUAAACUUAGCGUGCACACGGUUCAAGUGUAUAGAUCCGUGCCCUAGAACUUGCGGCCAACUAGCUCAGUGUACAGUUGAAAAGCACGUCCCUAUUUGCUCAUGUCCAUCUGGAUUUACUGGAGACCCAUUCUUCCAAUGUAGAGAAAUAGUUUUUGAACCACCCGUCCUUAAUCCAUGUGAACCUACACCCUGUGGACCUAAUAGUCAAUGUCGACAAGUAAAUAUGCAGGCAGUUUGUUCAUGCUUACCGAACUACAUAGGGUCACCGCCGUCAUGUCGUCCUCAAUGUGUCGUAAAUAGUGAAUGUGAUACAUCUAAAGCAUGCAUCAAUCAAAAAUGUGACGAUCCCUGCCCUAAUACAUGUGGGCUUCGAGCUCAUUGUCUCGUUAAAAAUCACAAUCCAAUUUGCACAUGUCCAAUUGGAAUGACAGGAGAUCCUUUUACACAAUGUUAUACAAUUCCAACGAGUACAGAGCGACCACCAUCUUGCACCCCAUCGCCCUGUGGACCACAUUCUAACUGUCAAUUAUUGGCUAGUGGACCGGCUUGUUCGUGCUUGCCAGGAUACAUAGGAUCACCUCCAUCUUGCCGACCUGAAUGUACAAUUAAUUCUGAAUGUCCUGCAUCCCUAGCUUGUGUCAGACAAAAAUGUGAAGAUCCUUGCCCUGGGUCGUGUGGAGUUGAGGCGAAUUGUCAUGUUCUGAACCAUGUAGCCGUAUGUGUUUGCAAUGAAGGUUUUACAGGAGAUCCGUUUUCUAGGUGUUCACCGAUUCCUGAAGUUCCUACAACGCCUGUGCCAUCCGAUCCAUGUAACCCGUCGCCGUGUGGGCCAAAUGCUAGAUGUGAUAAUGGAUUUUGUACUUGUUUACCUAACUAUAGUGGAAAUCCUUAUGAAUCCUGCAGACCUGAAUGUACUGGAAGUCAAGAAUGUCCUAGGGAUAAGGCUUGUUUCAGGAAUAAGUGCCGUGAUCCAUGCCCAGGAGUUUGUGGCCAAAAUGCUAAAUGUGAUGUAAUUAAUCAUAUACCGAGUUGUUCUUGUAUUGUUGAUUAUACUGGUAAUCCGUUUACACAUUGUCAACCAAUGGAAAAAGAAAAAACACUUCCUAAAGAUCCCUGUCAUCCAUCACCAUGUGGUCCCAAUAGUGUUUGUAGAACAACAGACAAUACUGCAGUUUGCGCUUGCAUCGAAGGAUUUAGAGGAUCACCUCCAGCAUGUAGACCAGAAUGUAUUGUGAGUUCUGAAUGUCCGUCAACUAAAGCUUGUGUAAAUCAAAAGUGUAUUAAUCCAUGUAUUAAUGCAUGCGGCAUAUCAGCCCGCUGUGAGGUCAUCAAUCAUAGUCCAAUUUGUAGUUGCAAUACGGGACAAACAGGAGAUCCAUUUAAGAGUUGUUAUGAUAUAGUAGCAAUACUUCCUGAACCUGUCGAUGUUUGCAACCCUUCACCUUGUGGACCAAAUGCUUUAUGUAUAGAACGAAACGGAAAAGCUAAUUGCCGAUGUGUUGAUGAUUAUGUGGGACAGCCACCGAAUUGUAGACCAGAAUGUGUUAUUAAUCCUGAUUGUCCUUCAAAUCAAGCUUGUGUUAGAAAUAAAUGUAUAGACCCGUGCCCAGGAUCAUGUGGUGUCAAUGCGGAUUGCAUAAUAGUAAGCCACACUGUAUCUUGUAUUUGCAGAGAAAAAUAUACCGGCAAUCCAUUCUUACAAUGUGUUCCGGUAGAAGAUACUGCUAUAAAACCAUGUGAUCCAUCUCCAUGUGGAGCUAAUGCACUUUGUACUCAGAGAGAUGGCGCUGGAGCAUGUUCUUGCUUAGAAGGAUAUCAAGGAAACCCAUAUGAAAGUUGUCGCCCCGAAUGUGUUCUUAGUUCAGACUGCUCUGCUGAUAAAGCUUGUAUAAGGAAUAAAUGUAUCGAUCCUUGCCCCGGUAUUUGCGGAACAUUUGCAGAAUGCACCGUAGUAAACCAUGUUCCCACUUGUGCUUGCAUAAAAGGUUAUACAGGAAAUCCGUUUACUCAAUGUACUAAAAAUGAACCAAUAGCAGGCACAGGUAGCCCAUGUCAACCAUCUCCUUGUGGGCCCAACAGUAUAUGCAGAGAAAAUGGAGAAUUAGCGUCUUGUGAAUGCUUGCCAGACUAUAGAGGAGCUCCACCUGAUUGUCGGCCAGAAUGUACAGUGAGUAGUGAAUGCCCUUCAGAUCGCGCAUGCCAUAAACUAAAAUGCGCAGAUCCUUGUAGAGGCACAUGUGGAAUAGGUGCUCAUUGUCAAGUUAUCAACCAUAGCCCCUUAUGUAGCUGUCCGUCAGGAACUAAUGGUGAUCCAUUUACUGUAUGCCGAGAGAUUCAAUAUGUUGUAACUGAUCAAGACAAAUCGGUGCAGCCAUGUAACCCUAACCCUUGCGGCCCAUAUAGUGAAUGUCGAGCGAUAAACGGUAACCCAUCAUGUUCCUGCACUGUUGGUUAUAUCGGAGCCCCACCUAAUUGUCGUCCAGAAUGUCUUGUAAAUACUGAUUGUCCAUCAUAUCAAGCUUGUAUUGCAGAAAAAUGUACAAAUCCUUGUGAAGGCUCUUGCGGAUUUAAAGCAGAAUGUAGAGUACAAGAUCACAUACCAAUUUGUAGCUGCCCAUUAGGCUUCUCUGGAGAUCCAUUUAUUCAGUGCGCUGAGAUAAUAGUCACUCCGACUCAAGCAUCUGAUCCUUGCAAUCCAUCACCCUGUGGUAGUAACGCAAUAUGUGACGCUGGAGCUUGUUCAUGUAGUCCAGGGUAUUUUGGAGAUCCAUAUAAUGGAUGUCGCUUGGAAUGCUCCACUAAUGGUGAAUGUUCGCCGACACUAGCCUGUCACGGUGGAAAGUGUGUGGAUCCGUGCCCUGGUGCGUGCGGUACGGGUGCGACUUGCUCUGUGAAUAAUCAUAUACCAUCGUGUACCUGUCCACUAAGUACGUCUGGUGAUCCGUUUUCAUACUGUACGGAAGUAAUUAAAUCGGAAAGACCCCCAUCACCGUGUAGUCCUUCACCAUGUGGACCUUAUAGCGAAUGUACAGUGAGUAGUAAUGGAGCUGCCGCUUGCUCAUGUAGAGCUGGACAUAUUGGCUCUCCUCCAUCUUGUCGGCCAGAAUGCUUAGUGAGCUCCGAAUGUAAGCUUCAAAUGGCGUGUGUGGAUCGUCGUUGCCGUGAUCCUUGUGAAGGUGCAUGUGGACGGGGAGCUCGGUGUCAAGUUAUCGCUCACUCCCCUAUAUGUACAUGCAAUGACGGUUUUACUGGAGAUCCAUUCACUUACUGUUACAUCUCUCCAGCACCUCCGCCAACUCCGACAGAUCCGUGUGAUCCUUCACCUUGUGGACCUAAUUCAAUAUGUGUAAAAACUGGGGACAUACCAGCUUGCAGUUGCCAACCAAGUUUUAUAGGAUCUCCUCCAAAUUGCCGACCUGAGUGCACAAUAAGUGCUGAAUGCCCUGCAGCGUUAGCUUGUGUCACUCAAAAGUGUAAAAAUCCUUGUGUGGAUGCAUGUGGUGCCGGCGCUGUGUGUACGGUUGUAGACCAUCGGGCAAGUUGUACUUGUGAACCUGGCUUCGAAGGUGAUCCAUUCCAGGGUUGUUCUCGACCUAAGGCUCCGCCCAAACUAGAGUACCUUAAUCCCUGUGAACCAUCACCAUGUGGUGCCAAUGCUGAGUGUAAAGUUCAAGGAAAUGCAGGAUCUUGCACAUGUCUUCCGGACUAUUUUGGUGAUCCAUAUCAAGGAUGUAGACCUGAGUGCUUAGUUGACUCCGAUUGUCCUUUGGCCUUAGCGUGUAGUAGAAACAAAUGUGUUGAUCCUUGUCCUGGAGUAUGCGGCUACAAUGCCGAUUGUUUUGUAGCAAAUCAUAAACCCUCAUGUAACUGCAAAACUGGUUAUACAGGAAAUGCACUAUUAAUGUGUUCUGUAAUGCGUGAUAAAGAUGUAACAGUAAUAAAUGGGUGCAACCCUUCACCAUGUGGAGCUAAUGCUUUAUGCAAGGAAGUAAACAGCCAACCAGUGUGCUCUUGCUUGAACAACUACAUUGGCAUGCCACCAAAUUGCAAACCUGAGUGUAUCGUAAAUUCUGAAUGUAAAUCAAAUAGAGCUUGCGUUAAUAAUCGAUGUGUAAAUCCUUGUCCAAAGCCUUGUGGUAAAAAUACAGAAUGUAAGGUAAUAAACCACAGUCCCGUUUGUUCAUGUCGUGCAGGAUAUUCUGGAAACCCUUUCACUACCUGCACACAAGUGUUACAAAUAUCGUCCACACCAACAACAUCUACAAAUCCUUGUAUUCCAUCGCCUUGUGGUCAUUAUUCUGAAUGUCGGAAUAAUAACGGCUUAGCAGCAUGCUCAUGUUUGCCUAGUUACAUAGGAUCACCACCUUUCUGUAAGCCUGAGUGUGUUAUACAUUCGGAUUGCCCAAGUGACCAAGCAUGUGUAGCCGAAAAAUGUCGAAAUCCUUGUGAAGGUGCAUGUGGAAUAUAUGCAAAAUGUUUCGUGAAUAAUCACGUACCAGUUUGCUUGUGCUCAGAAGGCUUUACAGGUGAUCCAUUCCGGGAAUGUAUUCCAAAACCUUUCGAAGAUAUCCCUCAGCAAACACCAAUCGAUCCGUGUAAUCAAAGUCCUUGUGGACCAAACACAAAAUGUGUAAAUGGUGCCUGCUUUUGCUUAGAUGAUUAUCAUGGCGAUCCAUACCUUGGUUGCCGACCAGAAUGCAUCUAUAGCUCAGAUUGCCCUCAAGAUAAAGGAUGUCAGAGAAAUAAAUGUGUAAAUCCAUGCAUUGGCACUUGUGGAAUAAACGCCAUUUGUGAUGUAAAUAACCAUAUUCCAAUGUGUACUUGUCCAAAGGGUAUGAGCGGAAAUGCAUUCAUUGAAUGUCGCCCAGUUACAGUAAUUAACGUGAACCCCUGCAAUCCUUCUCCAUGUGGACCUAACAGCCAAUGUCAACAGUCGCAUGGACAGGCUGUUUGCUCUUGUUUAUCUGGUUACCGCAGUAGUCCACCUACUUGUAGACCGGAAUGCGCUGUGAGCCUUGAGUGCUCUUUGAAAGAAGCUUGUCAAAAUCAAAAAUGUAUAAACCCGUGUAUUGGUACAUGUGGAGUGGCAGCUGUGUGUGAUGUUAUCAAUCAUAAUCCAAUAUGCUCAUGUCCAAUAUCUUUUACAGGAGAUCCUUUUGUAAAAUGCUCAAUAAUUGUUGAAGCAGUGCAGGUUGACCCCUGUGAUCCAUCGCCCUGUGGUCCUCAUUCAACAUGUAAGAUAAGUGGAGAAAGCCCUGUAUGUGCAUGUUUGAAUGGCUUUAAAGGAUCCCCUCCUAAUUGCAGACCAGAGUGUAUUAGUAACAGUGAAUGCGAAUACAAUUUAGCCUGCCUUAAUCAAAAAUGUUCAGAUCCUUGUGUGAACAGUUGUGGGACAAACGCUGAAUGUAGAGUCGUUAGUCACUCUCCUAUGUGCAUCUGUGAAGUAGGUUACACUGGUGAUCCAUUUUCGCAGUGCAGUCUUAUAACACUUACGCCAAAUGAAAUUUUAAAUCCAUGUAGCCCAAGUCCAUGCGGCUCGAACGCUAUUUGCAGAGAGCAAAGAGGUGUUGGAGCCUGCCAGUGCUUAGAUGGCUAUUUUGGUAAUCCGUAUGAAGGAUGCCGACCAGAAUGCAUAGUUAAUUCCGACUGUUCACUUAAUAAAGCUUGUUCACGAAUGAAAUGUAUUGAUCCAUGCCCCGGGACUUGUGGAACAAAUGCUUACUGUCUGGUUAAUAACCAUAUGCCGAACUGCGAAUGCCAAACAGGUUACACUGGAAAUCCAUUUAGUCACUGCAAUAUAGUACAAGAAGCUCAAGUCCUUACAACUAAUCCAUGCAACCCAUCGCCAUGCGGAGCAAAUAGUCAAUGUAAAGAAACUAAAGGCCAGGCCGUCUGUUCUUGUCUUCCUUCAUUUGUUGGAUCUCCUCCUAACUGUCGACCCGAGUGUGUAGUUAGUUCGGAAUGCCCACCACAUCUGGCUUGUGAUAAUCAGAAAUGUAUAGAUCCUUGCAUUGGAAGUUGUGGCGAAAAUUCGAAUUGUAACGUUAUCAACCACAGCCCAAUUUGUGUUUGCAAAGCCGGAUUAACUGGAAAUCCUUUUACAAGAUGUUUCCCUAUAAAAGUGUCUCAACCUAUAGAGAAAGUGCCGCCAACAUCAGAUCCUUGCUUACCAUCACCAUGUGGUUUGCAUGCAGAAUGUAGAAAUAGCGGUGGAUCAGUUUCAUGUGCUUGCCAAUCAGGUUACGUUGGUAAUCCACCAAAUUGUCGACCUGAAUGUACAAUCAAUUCUGAAUGUCCAAGCGAUCAAGCCUGUAUCAACGAAAAAUGUCGAGAUCCGUGCUCUGGAGCUUGUGGUCUGAAUGCUAGAUGUACAGUGUUUAAUCAUAUUGCUCAAUGUAGUUGUUUCGAAGAAUACAGUGGCGAUCCAUUUUCGCAAUGUAUUUUAAAACCAUUAAAAGAAGAAAUAACUGAGACAGAUCUUUGUAAUCCUUCUCCUUGUGGAUCUAAUACAAAAUGUAAUGAUGGUGAAUGUACGUGCUUACCUGGGUAUUCAGGCGAUCCAUACUUUGGUUGUAGACCAGAAUGUUUAAUAAAUACCGAUUGUCCACAAAACAAAGCAUGCGUUCAAAAUAAAUGUGUGGAUCCUUGUUUUAAUACAUGCGGAAUAGGGGCAAAUUGCAACAUCUAUAAUCACAUACCAAUGUGCACUUGUCCACAAGGUUUCUCUGGAAAUGCUUUUCUAGAAUGUAGAAGAAUUACAGUUAGUGAAAUUAUUAAUCCUUGCAAUCCAUCGCCAUGUGGUCCAAAUAGCCAAUGUAGAGAAAUCAAUGGACAAGCUAUUUGUACUUGUUUACCGGGUUACAAAGAUGCCCCACCUACUUGUAGACCAGAAUGUGUAACCAGUGCUGAAUGUGCUUUGGAUAAAGCUUGUUCUGGUCAGCGUUGUAUUGACCCGUGUAAAGGAAAUUGUGGGAUCUCUGCAUAUUGUCAAGUAAUAAACCAUAAUCCCAUAUGUUCUUGUCCAGCUGGUUUAACUGGAGAUCCAUUUAGUAGAUGUAUACAAAAAGAAGAAAACCCCGUUUAUGUGAAUCCGUGUGAACCAUCACCAUGUGGACCAAAUUCUAUUUGUAAAGAAAUAGCAGGUUCGCCUUCUUGUGCAUGCGUGGAACAAUAUAUAGGAAGCCCGCCCAACUGUCGCCCUGAAUGUACAGCUAAUAGUGAAUGUUCAAAUGAUCUGGCAUGUAUCAAUCAAAACUGCAAAGAUCCUUGUCCUGGAUCUUGUGGAAUAAAUGCAGAAUGUAAAGUUCUCAGUCAUGCACCUCAAUGUGUUUGUCCAGUUGGGUUCACGGGAGAUGCAUUUAUUGAAUGUAAGAUCAUCGAAGUAGUUCUUACGCCUUGUUCUCCUUCGCCUUGUGGUUCUAAUGCAGUAUGCAAAGAACUAAACGGGGCCGGCGCUUGUGUAUGUCUUCCUGAAUAUAUUGGAAAUCCUUAUGAAGGCUGUCGACCAGAAUGCAUAGUAAAUUCAGACUGUCCCCUGAACUUAGCCUGCAUGCAGAAUAAAUGUAAAAAUCCAUGUGGAAAUAUCUGUGGACUUAAUGCUGUAUGUAGUGUUAUAAAUCACAGUCCUAAAUGCGAAUGUUUGCCAGGACUAAUAGGCAGUCCUUACCAAGAGUGCCGAGUAAAGCCACAAGAUAUUCCAGAACUUUCCAAAAGUCCUUGCAUACCAUCACCAUGUGGGCCUAAUAGUAUUUGCAAAACAUCAAACGGUCAGGCUAUAUGUACCUGCCAACCAGAAUAUCUGGGAUCACCUCCAGCUUGUAGGCCUGAAUGUCUUGUUAGCUCUGAAUGUGUACAACAACUCGCUUGCAUAAGCCACAAGUGUAAAAACCCAUGUGAAGGCGCAUGUGGCAUCAACACGGUGUGCAAAGUAAUAAAUCACAGUCCAAUUUGCACUUGUAAACCACAACAUACGGGAGAUCCAUUAAAUCGUUGUUACAGAGUACUUGAGAUAGAGCCAAUUACGACAAAUCCUUGUGCGCCUUCGCCUUGUGGACCAUAUUCACAAUGCCAAAAUAUUAAUGACUUACCUUCUUGCUCUUGUUUGCCGCAAUACUUUGGUAAUCCACCAAAUUGCCGACCUGAGUGUACUAUAAAUACAGAUUGCUCAAGUGACAAAGCAUGCAUAAAUGAAAAGUGCAUCGACCCCUGUCCAGGAUCAUGUGGUAUUAAUGCUGCAUGUAGAGUUCAAAGUCAUGUGUUAAUAUGUACUUGUCUUGAAGGUUACACUGGUGAUCCAUUCACAAGAUGUUCUAUUAAAAGGGAAAUUGAACCAGUAUCAAUCAAUCCUUGUAAUCCUUCACCAUGUGGACCUAAUGCUCUAUGUGAUAAUGGCGCAUGUACUUGCAUACCAGAAUAUCACGGUGACCCAUAUUUCGGCUGUCGACCCGAGUGUACGAUCAGCUCAGAAUGCCCAAUGAAUAAGGCAUGUGUUAACCAACACUGUAUAAACCCUUGUGACAAUACUUGCGGUGAAAAUGCAUUAUGUGAAGUCAUAAAGCAUAUGGCUAUGUGCACGUGUCCAACAAAAUUGACUGGCAAUGCGUUCGUCCAAUGCUAUCCUUUGAAAGAUAUUGUUCCACGAAAUCCUUGCCAACCAAGUCCCUGUGGACCUUAUAGUCAAUGCAAAGAAUAUAACAAUCAAGCAGUAUGUUCCUGUAUGCCAGAAUAUCAAGGCGCACCUCCCUCUUGUCGUCCUGAAUGUGUUGCGAGUUCAGAUUGCGCUUCGAACAAGGCUUGUAGUAAUCAAAAAUGUAUUAACCCAUGUGAGGGAGCUUGUGGAGUAGCAGCUUUAUGUCAAAUCAUAAACCACAAUCCAAUAUGUACCUGCCCUAAUGACAUGACUGGUGACCCAUUUACAAGAUGUAUCUUGAAUCCUCUGUCGGAACCUACAGUUGCAAAAAAACCUUGCCUACCUUCACCUUGUGGACCGAAUUCUAUUUGUCAAGAGACUGCUUCAGAAACACCGUCAUGUCAAUGUAUGCCAGAGUAUAUUGGUUCACCUCCUUAUUGCCGUCCAGAAUGUAUAUCGAACAGUGAAUGCUCACCGCAACUAGCAUGUAUUAAUAAGAAAUGCCAGAAUCCAUGUAUACAAGCAUGUGGUACGAACGCAGAAUGCAGAGUUGUAAGCCACAGUGCUGCGUGUGUCUGUCCUGAAGGUUAUAGUGGAGAUGCAGCUGUACAAUGUAUAUUAAAUGCUUUAAUACCCCUCGAAUCUAUAUCCCCUUGCUCACCUUCACCAUGUGGACCAAAUGCUGAGUGUAGAGAAAGAUCAGGAACCGGUGCCUGUAUUUGUUUAGUAGGCUAUUUUGGAAAUCCCUAUGAAGGUUGCCAUCCGGAAUGUGUCGUAAACUCAGAUUGUUCUAGCAAUAAGGCAUGCACAAAAAAUAAAUGUAUGGAUCCCUGUCCAGGCACGUGUGCAAUAAAUGCAGAUUGCCAGGUAGUAAAUCAUUCGCCUUUAUGUACUUGCCGAGCUGGAUACACUGGGGAUCCGUAUAAAUACUGUACUUUAAGAGAACGUGAAGAAACGCCAACAAAUCCUUGCCAACCAUCACCUUGUGGACCUAAUAGUCAGUGUAGAAUUUCAAAUGGGCAAAGUGUAUGUUCUUGUUUGCCGGAAUAUCGCGGAACACCGCCUAAUUGUAGGCCGGAGUGUGUAGUGAGCUCUGAAUGUGCCUCAGACAAAACUUGUAAAAAUCAAAAAUGUGUGUCUCCAUGUCCAGGACCAUGUGGACAAAAUACAGACUGUCGUGUGAUUAAUCAUAGCCCAAUAUGUACGUGCAUUAACAGAUUUACCGGUGAUCCCUUUUCAAAUUGUUAUAAAAUAACAGUGCCAGUCCGAGUUCCACAAGAAGUCGAUCCGUGUAUGCCAUCUCCGUGUGGACCAAACUCGCUAUGUCAAAACCGUAACGGCAUUCCAUCUUGUUCGUGUCAAUCAAACUUUGAAGGAAGUCCACCGAAUUGCCAUCCUGAAUGUACUAUUAAUGAGGAUUGUUUAAGCGAUCUUGCUUGUAUCAAUCAAAAGUGCAAAGAUCCUUGUCCAGGCUCUUGUGGAAUUAACGCUAACUGUCACGUUAUGAAACAUGUCGCUAUUUGCACUUGUGAUGAAGGCUAUACUGGAAAUGCGUUUACUCAAUGUAAUACUAUACCGAUAAAAGUACAAGAUGAUUUAUGUAAUCCAUCGCCAUGUGGGGCAAACGCUGAAUGUAACAAUGGUAAAUGUAGUUGUAUAUCGGAGUUCCAAGGAGAUCCAUAUAGUGGCUGUCGACCUGAGUGUGUCCAAAGUUCAGAUUGUGAACGUGAUAGAUCAUGUAUUAAGAACAAAUGCUUAGAUCCGUGUCCCGGAACCUGCGCAUCCACUGCAGUUUGUAAUGUCGUUAAUCAUAUUCCAAUGUGUAGUUGCCCUGAACGCAUGACAGGCAACGCGUUCUUAGAAUGUCGACCAAUUACAGAAUCUGUAAAUGUCAACCCAUGUCAUCCGUCUCCAUGUGGUCCCAAUAGUCAAUGCAGAGAGGUCAAUGGUCAGGCUGCUUGUUCUUGUGCUCCAAAUAUGAUCGGAUUUCCUCCUGCUUGUCGCCCAGAAUGUACUAUAAGCGCCGAAUGUCAACUCGAUCAAGCAUGCAGUAAUCAACGAUGUAUCAAUCCCUGUGUUGGUGCGUGUGGCGUAAAUGCAGAAUGCAAAGUAGUUAAUCAUAAUCCUAUUUGCACAUGUCCAAUGUUUUUUACCGGAGAUCCAUUCUCGCGAUGUUUUGCUCUUCCGGAAAAACUUCCUGAAACCACAAAUGUGUGCGUACCUUCACCAUGUGGGCCUAAUUCGAUCUGUAAAGAAAUAAAUAGUGUACCAUCCUGCACAUGCCAAGAAGGUUAUCAAGGCCAGCCUCCUAAUUGCAAACCUGAAUGUACAAGUAAUGAGGAAUGUCCAUCACAUUUAUCCUGUGUUCGAAUGAAAUGUAUAAAUCCAUGUGAAGGUGUUUGUGGCUUAAAUGCAGAGUGUAAAGUAGUUAGUCACUCACCUAUCUGCCUAUGUGCCAUUGGAUUUACUGGCGAUCCUUUCUUUGGGUGCACUCGCCAAAUUUUACAAAUUGAGGCUUUUUCUACACCAUGCUCACCUUCACCAUGUGGUGCAAAUGCUAAAUGUAAAGAAAAACAUAACGCUGGAUCAUGCACUUGCAUAGAAGGAUACAUCGGCAAUCCAUAUGAGGGCUGUCGUCCAGAAUGUGUAAUCAAUACUGACUGUCCAUCUAAUAGAGCAUGUGUAAAUAGUAAAUGCACAGAUCCUUGCCCUGGAAGUUGUAGCCAAAAUGCUGUUUGUCAAGUGGUAAAUCACGUUCCUUUGUGUACAUGCUUAAGUGGUUAUACUGGGGAUCCUUUUAAAUAUUGUGUUUACCAAGAACCAAUUUCACCAAUCUCAUCAACUGAUGUCUGUUAUCCUUCCCCAUGUGGUCCUAAUAGUCAGUGUAAGGCUAGCAAUAGUCAAGCAGUAUGCUCCUGUUUAUCAGGUUAUGAAGGAACACCACCAAAUUGUCGACCAGAAUGUGUAGUAAGUUCUGAAUGUCCACUGGACAGAGCGUGUGUUAACAACAAAUGUUUAAAUCCUUGUCCAAAGCCUUGUGGAACCAAUGCUAAUUGUAAAAUGAUUAAUCACAGCCCGAUAUGUUCAUGUAGGACUUCUUACACCGGUGAUCCUUUUACAUUAUGCACUCCUAUAAGCUUUGAGCCAAUACGUGACAUCAGUAACCCAUGUGUACCAUCACCAUGUGGUCCAAAUGCAGAAUGUCGAAAUAUUGGAAAUACUCCUUCUUGCUCUUGCCUAAUAAACUUCAUUGGAAGUCCACCAAACUGUCGCCCGGAAUGUAGUAUACACUCAGAUUGUCCCAGCGACCGUGCAUGUAUAAAUUCAAAAUGUCAAGAUCCUUGUCCUGGCUCAUGCGGUGUGUCUGCUUCAUGCAGCGUUCUUAAUCAUAUUCCAAUUUGUACAUGCCUUGAAGGCUAUAUUGGAGAUCCAUUUACAAGUUGCAGGCUGCAGCCAUUAGAAGUGGAACCUGUCGUUUUGGACGUUUGUACAAACGUCCGUUGUGGCUCCAAUGCUGAAUGUAUCAAUGGCCAAUGCCAAUGUCUAUCUGAAUAUCACGGGGAUCCAUAUUUUAACUGUCGACCUGAGUGCGUGUUUAGUACAGACUGUGAAGCAACAAAAGCUUGUAUUCAUCAGAAAUGUGUCGAUCCUUGUAUUGGAACUUGUGGAAUAAAUGCAAUUUGCCUAGUAGUAAAUCAUAUACCAAUGUGUAGUUGUAACAGUGGGUUUACCGGAAACGCUUUCGUUUUAUGUAAUCCUGUUAGAGUUCCAGCAUCUGAACAUCCUUGCACUACGGCCGUAUGUGGACCUAAUAGUCAAUGUCGUGAAAUAAAUAAUCAAGCUGUAUGUUCUUGUUUGCCAACAUAUUUGGGUGUACCGCCAGCUUGUCGCCCUGAAUGUGUAGUUAGUGCUGAAUGUUCUCAAAGCCAAGCUUGUAACAAACAAAAGUGUGUUAAUCCAUGUAUAGGAUCUUGUGGUUUGAGGGCUACCUGCGAAGUAAUAAAUCAUAAUCCAGUAUGUGCCUGCCCAGAUGGAUCAUCGGGAGAUCCAUUUGUGGAAUGCUCAUUUAUACAAAAUGUACCACCUUUAGUUGUAAAUCCUUGUCAACCUUCACCAUGUGGACCUAACUCUAUUUGCUUAGAUGUAAAUGAAAAUCCAUCGUGCACUUGUAAGCCAGAAUAUAAAGGACAACCACCGUAUUGCAAACCAGAAUGUAUCAGCAAUAGCGAAUGUUCGCCACAUUUAGCUUGUAUUAAUCAAAAAUGCAAAGAUCCUUGUGUUAGUGCAUGCGGUAGGAACGCUGAGUGCCGCGUUGUUAGCCACUCGGCUAUGUGUGUAUGCCCACAAGGCUACGAAGGUGAUCCAUUCACUCAAUGUUUUAUAAAAACAGCUAUUGAAAUUUUAACACCAUGUUCUCCAAUGCCCUGUGGAUCAAAUGCAAUAUGCAAAGAACAAAAUAAAGUAGGAUCAUGCAUAUGUAACGAAGGUUAUUUUGGAAACCCAUAUGAAGGAUGUCGUCCUGAAUGUGUGUCUAACUCUGAUUGCCCUGGAAAUAGAGCUUGCAUUAAUAAUAAGUGUCAAGAUCCUUGCCCUGGAACAUGUGGACUAAACGCAGAGUGUUCUACUAUUAACCAUUCACCAUCCUGUAUAUGCAUUUCGGGCUAUACUGGAGAUGCAUUUAGAAGAUGUACUGCAAUACCAUUGCAAUCCACUACUCCUGUGAACGGGUGCUACCCUAGUCCUUGCGGGCCAAAUAGUCAAUGUAAGAAUAUAAACGAUCAAGCGGUGUGCAGUUGUUUACCAAACUACUUUGGUGAACCACCAGCUUGCAGACCAGAAUGUGUUCUAAGUUCAGAUUGUACGUCAGAUAAAUCAUGCAUAAACCAAAAAUGUGUUAACCCUUGCCCUGGGCCUUGUGGCCAAAAUUCUGACUGUCGAGUGAUUCAUCACAAUCCUAUAUGCAGCUGUCUGCCAGGCUAUAUGGGAGAUCCGUUUACAAGGUGUUACAUUAAACCAGUGUCACAACCACAAUUUGAUGAAAUUAGAGAUCCAUGCGUACCGAGUCCUUGUGGUCAAAAUGCUUUAUGUCAUACUAUUGGAAAACAAGCAGCAUGUUCCUGCUCUCCAGGAUACUUUGGCAGUCCACCCAAUUGUAAACCGGAAUGUACCACAAACGAGGAUUGCAUUAGCUCUCUAGCAUGUACUAAUGAAAAAUGUAUUGAUCCUUGUCUUGGAUCUUGUGGUAAAAACGCUAAAUGUCUUGUUAUAAUGCAUGUAGCUAUUUGUUCAUGUCUUGAAGGAUACAAUGGCGAUCCGUUCUCAGCCUGUGAAAUAAAACCAGUACAAGAUAUUCAAAGUGAUCCAUGUAAUCCAUCGCCAUGUGGCUCUAACGCAGUAUGUAAUGAUGGUGAAUGUUCUUGUUUACCCGAAUAUCACGGUGACCCAUAUGUAGGUUGUAGACCAGAGUGUACAGUCAGUACAGACUGUGCAAGAAAUUUAAUUUGCAACUCUAAAAAAUGUGUGAACCCAUGCCCAGAUAUGUGUGGCAGCAAUGCCAUGUGCGAAGUAGUUAAUCACGUUCCUAUGUGCAGCUGCCCUGUUGGUUUUACAGGAAAUUCUUUCGUUUCUUGUAAUCCUGUUAAAGUUUCAUUGCCUUCAAAUCCCUGCAACCCAAGUCCAUGCGGACCAAAUAGUCAAUGUCACGAAACAAACAACAUCGCAGUGUGUUCAUGCUUACCGGAAUAUAAAGGAUAUCCACCAACCUGCCGACCGGAAUGCACAACUAGUUCAGAAUGCCCCUUAAAUAAAGCUUGUAACAAUUACAAAUGCAUAAACCCAUGUAAUGGUGCGUGUGGUAUUAGAGCGAUCUGUGAAGUUGUCAAUCAUAAUCCUAUUUGCUCAUGCCCAGCCGAUUAUACUGGAGAUCCGUUUAGUAGAUGUGUACCUAAGCCUUUAGAAACACCACCACAAAUAAACCCAUGCGUUCCAUCCCCUUGUGGGCCUAAUUCGGUAUGUCAGUCUAUAAAUGAUUCACCUUCUUGCUCGUGUAUGCUGACAUUUGUAGGAAUUCCACCAAACUGUCGACCAGAAUGCACGAGUAAUAGCGAAUGUCCUAACAACUUAGCUUGUAUAAAUAGCAAGUGUAAAGAUCCAUGUCUGGGGGCUUGUGGCUCGCUGGCACAAUGUCGGGUGGUCAGUCAUACUCCUAAUUGUUUGUGCCCACAAGGAUAUACGGGAGAUCCUUUCGUAGCAUGUCAAGUACAAAGCAUACUAGGGAACGAAAUUCUGUCACCUUGUACUCCUUCACCAUGCGGAAGUAACGCCAUAUGUAAGGAACGCAAUAACAUUGGUUCAUGUAUCUGCUCUCCUGGUUAUUUCGGAAAUCCAUAUGAAGGAUGUCGACCCGAAUGCACUGUAAAUACUGAUUGCCCAUCAAAUCGAGUAUGCCAACAAAACAAGUGUCAAGAUCCUUGUCCAGGAACGUGUGGCGUAAACGCUGACUGCCAAAUAGUUAAUCAUGCACCCUUAUGCAACUGCAUUCCAGGAUAUACUGGAAAUCCAUUCCAAAAUUGUUACUUCAAACAAGAUAUAGAAUUACCAUCUGAUCCUUGUAAUCCUUCACCUUGCGGACCCAAUAGUAUUUGCAAAGUUCAUAACGAGCAAGCGAUUUGCAGUUGUAUACAAGAAUAUCAAGGCAGUCCUCCAAAUUGCAGACCAGAGUGUAUUAUUAGCGCUGAAUGUCCGUCUGAUAAGGCGUGUGUUUCACAAAAAUGUAUUAAUCCCUGUAUUGGACAAUGUGGACAAAAUACAAAAUGUUUAGUAAUUAAUCAUAGCCCUAUUUGCACAUGCAUAGAACGUUUUACCGGGGAUCCUUUCAGUCGAUGUUACCCAAUCGAAGUGUACAUACCAGAAAAACAUAGCAAUCCGUGCUUACCAUCACCCUGCGGUCCAUUUAGUGAAUGUAGAGAAAACAAAGGUGUUCCAUCUUGUACUUGCCUUGAAAAUUAUCUAGGUUCACCACCAAAUUGUAGACCUGAGUGCGUUAUAAAUGCUGACUGUUCUAGUAAUUUAGCAUGUAUUAAUCAAAAAUGUAAAGACCCUUGCCCCGGAUCUUGCGGUAUUAACGCGCAAUGUGUAGUUAAAAAUCAUACGCCAAUUUGUACAUGCUAUGAAAAUUACAUAGGAAAUGCAUUUAUAGAAUGUAAAAUUCAAGAAAUCAUAAGCGAUGAGAGUAACGAUCCUUGUAAUCCGUCGCCAUGUGGUGCAAAUGCAAUAUGUAACAAUGGAGAGUGCACAUGCCUUCAAGAUUAUAAAGGCGAUCCCUACUUCGAAUGCCGUCCGGAAUGUAUUCUUAGCUCAGAUUGCCCACAGAAUAAGGCUUGCUAUAAAAAUAAAUGCGUUAAUCCGUGCAAUAGUGGUGUCUGUGCAAACAAUGCUAUUUGUGAAGUUAUAGGUCAUAUACCUAUGUGCCGAUGUCCUGAAAGGAUGACUGGAAAUGCAUUCGUACAAUGUUUACAAUUAAUAGUUGAAAGACCUGAACCAUGUCAACCUAGUCCAUGUGGCCCGAACAGUCAAUGUCGCAAUAUAAAUGGGCAACCCGUGUGUUCAUGUUUAUUGGGAUAUAUUGGUAGCCCGCCAUCAUGUAGACCUGAAUGUAUUGUCAGCACUGACUGUUUACCAGACGAAGCUUGUAGUAACAGGAAAUGUACUAAGCCUUGUCAGGGAGCUUGUGGUAUAGGAGCAAAAUGUCAAAUCAUAAAUCAUAAUCCAAUAUGUUCCUGUCCAUCCUCAUACACUGGAGAUCCAUUUAUUCGAUGUAUUCUCCAAGAAUUUAAACCAGAAUCGAUUAAUACCUGCGUUCCCUCUCCUUGUGGGCCAAAUUCAAUUUGUAAAGAGGUCUCAGGCACACCUAUUUGUUCAUGUAAGCCAGAAUACGUUGGAGCGCCACCAUAUUGUAAGCCAGAAUGCAUAAGUAACUCUGAAUGUCCUACUAAUCGUGCCUGUAUAAAUGAAAAAUGUGUUGACCCAUGCGAAUCGUCUUGUGGUUUCAACGCAGAAUGUCAUGUUAUAAGUCACUCACCCUCAUGUUCAUGUUCAUCUGAUUACACUGGAAAUCCUUUUAUUGAAUGUCACAGAAUUGAAAUGGUAAAUGAAGUUUUGUCACCCUGUGAACCUUCACCUUGUGGGGCAAAUGCUGUGUGUAACGAGCUAAACGGUGCAGGCUCUUGCACUUGUUUACCUGAUUUUCUUGGUAACCCAUACGAAGGUUGUAGACCUGAAUGUCUAAUUAAUUCAGAUUGCCCGUCACAUAAAGCCUGCAUAGUAAAUAAGUGUCAAGAUCCAUGCCCUGGAGCUUGUGCACCAAAUGCUAUAUGUCAAGUAGUAAAUCAUGCACCAUCUUGCUCCUGUAAUUUAGGCUUUACGGGAGAUCCAUUUAGAUACUGUAUGCCAAAACAAAUAGAAGAUAUACCUCAAAAUAUAUGUCAACCUUCUCCUUGUGGACCCAAUAGUCGUUGUCAAGAAGUAAAUAAGCAAGCUGUGUGCUCAUGUAUGCCAAACUACAUUGGUUCGCCUCCGGGAUGCCAUCCUCAAUGCAUAAUUAGCUCGGAAUGUCCAAGUAACAAAGCUUGUUUAAAUCAGAAAUGUGUUGAUCCAUGUCUUGACGCUUGUGGAACAAACACCGAAUGCAGAGUUAUAAAUCACAGCCCCAUAUGUAACUGUAAAACUCUCUACACUGGUGAUCCAUUUACGAGAUGCAAUCCUUUGCCACCGCCAGUUGCAAAUUCUGUUUUGGAACCAUAUAAAAACCCUUGCGUACCAUCGCCAUGUGGACCUAAUUCUAUAUGUCAAGAGAUUGGUGAAAUACCAUCGUGUACAUGUAUGCCAAAUUACAUUGGAAGUCCACCUAACUGUAGACCAGAAUGUGUCGUCAACUCUGAAUGUCUUCCAUUACUAGCUUGUAUCCAACAGAAAUGUCAAGACCCUUGUGAAGGUUCUUGCGGAAUAGGAGCAUUGUGCUCAGUUUCGAGACACACACCUAUCUGUUCAUGUCCUGAAGGCUACACUGGUGACGCUUUCAGUCUGUGUAUCCCAAAACCAUCAGUUGUUUCAGAUGUUAUUGAUAAAUGCAAUCCAUCACCUUGCGGAACAAACGCUAUAUGUGAUGAUGGUCAAUGUUCGUGUAUAAAUGACUACCAAGGAGAUCCGUACAUUGGAUGCAGGCCGGAAUGUGUUCUUAGCAGUGAUUGUCCUAAAAAUAGAGCAUGUAUUCAGAACAAAUGUGAAGACCCUUGUCCUGGAGCAUGUUCCAAUUCAGCUGUUUGUGAUGUUAUAAACCACGUGCCCAUGUGUAGCUGUCCACAAGGCAUGACAGGCAAUGCUUUUUAUAGUUGUGAAACAAUAAAAGCUCCAAUCAAAAGUGACCCAUGUGUACCGUCUCCUUGCGGACCAAAUAGUCAAUGCCGGGAAAUCAAUGGUCAAGCAGUUUGUAUAUGUCUUUCUGGAUAUAAAGGAAGUCCACCAUUGUGUCGACCUGAGUGUGUGGUGAGCUCAGAUUGUCCCGCAAAUAAGGCAUGUAGCAAUCAAAAAUGUAUAGAUCCAUGCCGAGGAUCGUGUGAUGUAGAAGCUAAAUGCUCUGUUAUUAAACACAAUCCUAUAUGCACAUGCCCACCUAAAUAUACAGGGGACCCAUUUACAAGAUGUUUACCAUUUAGUCCUGUAGUUGCAGAUGUAUCGCCAUGUACUCCGUCACCAUGCGGAUUUAAUGCUAUCUGUAAAGAUAUAUCCGGCGCCCCUUCGUGUGCUUGCAUGCCGAAUUUCUUUGGCUCUCCUCCUUAUUGUAGACCUGAAUGUUCUAGUAACAGUGAAUGUCCGACCAAUAAAGCGUGUAUUAACCAAAAAUGUAAUGAUCCUUGUAUUAGUGCUUGUGGCCAAAAUGCAAAUUGCAAAGUUAUAAGUCACUCACCAUUAUGUUUCUGCGACGUCGGAUAUGAAGGUGACGCAUUUUCAAAUUGCCGACCUCUACCACAACGAAUUCCUGAAUAUUCUUCGCCUUGUGAGCCUUCUCCGUGUGGUGCAAAUGCUAUAUGUAAAGAACGUAACUCAGCUGGAUCCUGUAUUUGUCUACCUGAUUAUAUUGGGAAUCCCUACGAAGGGUGUCGUCCUGAAUGCACAGUGAAUACUGAUUGCACACCAAAUAAGAGUUGUAUUCGUAACAAAUGCCAAGAUCCUUGCCCUGGAACAUGUGCACCACAGGCUACGUGUGUGACAGUUAAUCAUCUACCAGUUUGCACAUGCUCUCCUGGCUUCACUGGUGAUCCAUAUAGUAGAUGCAAUGUUCUUAAAGAAACAAACGUAGAACCAGUUACGCCGUGUGUGCCGAAUCCUUGUGGACCUAAUAGUAUAUGUCGUCCAGUCAAUGGCCAAAGUGUGUGCUCUUGCAUGCCUAAUUAUAUAGGUUCUCCUCCAGGAUGUAGACCAGAAUGCACAGUUAGUACAGAAUGUCCGACUAACAAAGCCUGUAUAAAUUUAAAAUGUGUGGAUCCAUGCCCCAGUCAUUGUGGAACAAAUUCUGAAUGUAAAGUGUUUACACAUAGUCCUAUUUGCUCGUGUAAACCAGGUUACACAGGAGAUCCAUUUACAAGAUGCUAUCAACAACCAAUUCAAGUAUUUUCGGAAACACCUAAAGAUCCAUGUGUCCCUAGCCCAUGUGGUGAAAAUGCAGUGUGCAGGAAUAAUAAUGGUUUUCCGUCAUGUUCGUGUUUGCCAAACUUCCAAGGGCUUUCACCUAAUUGCCGUCCAGAAUGUGCCAUAAAUCAAGACUGUCCGUCAAAUAUGGCAUGUAUUAAUAUGAAAUGUCGUGAUCCAUGUCCUGGUAGCUGUGGUCAAAACGCUAUUUGUACAGUAUUUAGUCAUUUCCCUACUUGCUCAUGUAUUCAAGGCUUUAGCGGUGAUCCGUUUACUAGGUGUAUUUUAAUUUCACCUAUGGAAGAUGAAUUUAUUCAAGAUCCUUGUAAUCCAUCGCCCUGUGGCUUUAAUACGGAAUGUAACAAUGGAAUUUGCACUUGUUUGAAUAACUUUUAUGGAGAUCCAUAUUUAGGCUGCAAACCAGAAUGUGUGACAAAUAUGGAAUGUUCUCUAGAUAAAGUGUGCUCAAGAAACAAAUGCGUAAACCCUUGUCCAGCGGCUUGUGCUCCAACAGCAGAAUGCAAUGUAUAUAAUCAUAUCCCUAUUUGCUCAUGUCCAGUAGGAAUGACAGGAAAUGCUUUCAGGGAAUGUAACAGAGUUGAAGUUUCAACAGUGCAACCGUGUAAUCCAAGUCCAUGCGGACCGAACAGUCAAUGCCGAACAGUUAAUAACCAAGCAGUUUGCUCAUGUUUGCCGUCAUUUAUUGGUAGUCCGCCUUCAUGCCGACCAGAAUGCACUAUAAGCGCUGAAUGUCCACUAGAUGAAGCCUGCAAUAAUCAGAAAUGUAUUAAUCCUUGUAUCGGUAGUUGUGGUUACGGUGCAAGGUGUGAAGUAAUCAAUCAUAAUCCUAUAUGCUCUUGUCCUGCACAAUAUACUGGCGAUCCGUUCUCAAAUUGUAUUUCAAUAGUCUCCACUCCGUUAGCAACUAUUGAUCCUUGUUCACCAUCGCCGUGUGGACCAUAUUCUAUUUGUAAAUUUAUCGGCGAGUCACCUUCUUGUUCUUGCCAACCUAAUUAUAUCGGAUCUCCACCAAACUGCCGCCCGGAAUGUAUAAGUAAUUCAGAAUGUCCUAUCAAUGAGGCUUGUAUAAACCAAAAGUGCAAAGACCCUUGUCCUGGAAGUUGCGGAUAUAAUGCCGAUUGUAAAGUCGUCAGCCAUGCAUUAAUUUGUUCGUGUCCCUACGGUGAAACAGGUGACCCGCUAACAUCUUGCAGUCCAUUAAAAGAUUCUGUUAUCGAAUAUAGUUCUCCUUGUGAUCCCUCACCUUGUGGUCUCAAUGCAGCGUGUUCCGAAAGAAAUAGUGUUGGCUCAUGUAAAUGCCUCAAAGAUUUCAUAGGUGAUCCUUACGAAGGAUGUCGACCGGAAUGCGUGCUUAAUACUGAUUGCAGCCCUAGACUAGCUUGUAUUCAAAAUAAAUGUAAAGACCCCUGUCCUGGAAUAUGUGCACCAAACGGUAUUUGUCAAGUUAUAAAUCACCUACCGUCAUGCUACUGUCCGCCCGGUCUUACUGGAGAUGCUUAUACUUACUGUGUACAAAAAGUUGAAGAUGACGUCAAAGUAACUCCUUGUACACCAUCUCCCUGCGGACCAAAUAGUCAGUGUCGUGAGGUUAACUCACAGGCAGUGUGUAGUUGUAGCGAUACAUUUAUGGGUACUCCACCUAAUUGCCGCCCAGAAUGUACUAUAAAUAGUGAAUGCGCCCCAGAUAAGGCGUGUGUCAAUAGGAAAUGUGUUGAUCCCUGUAGAGACCAAUGCGGUAGAAACGCUAAUUGUAGAGUUAUUGCGCACAACCCUAUGUGCUCAUGUCAAGAACUCUUUACAGGAGAUCCAUUUUCGUAUUGUAUGCCUCAACUAACAUCGAUAGUGCCGCAACAAGAUAUUAAUCCUUGUGUGCCAUCGCCCUGCGGCCCAAGCGCGCGUUGUGAAGAAAACAAUGGCAUUCCUCGUUGCAGCUGCCUCCCGAACUACUCCGGGACGCCUCCGCGUUGCCGCCCGGAAUGUACUGUCAAUUCCGAGUGUAAUGCAAUCAAAGCCUGCAUAAAUAAUCGUUGUACGGACCCUUGUCCAGGCGCAUGUGGAAGUAACGCCCAAUGUAUAGUUAACAAUCAUCUUCCCAUUUGUUCUUGUCUACCGAGCUAUACAGGUGAUCCAUUUACGAGUUGCAACUUCAUAAUCCAAGACAUCGAGCCAAUUAAUAAAUGUUCUCCAUCUCCAUGCGGAACUAAUUCAGUUUGCAAUGAGGGUAUUUGCUCUUGUUUGCCAGAAUAUUACGGAGAUCCUUAUUUCGGAUGUAAACCUGAAUGUAUAUUGAAUUCUGAUUGCCAACGCAACAGAGCUUGCAUUAGAAACAAAUGUAACGAUCCUUGUGUAGGAACAUGUGGAAGUGAUGCAACCUGCGAUGUUAUUAAUCACAUACCAGUAUGCUCGUGCCCCUUAGGAACUACAGGCGAUCCUUUCCAUUACUGCACAAAACUAAUAGAAUAUACUCCACGAGAUUUAUGUGAGCCCUCACCAUGUGGACCUUAUAGCCAAUGCAAAGAAGUAAAUGGUAACGCCGUAUGUGUAUGCGUCCAAGGCUAUAUUGGCACUCCACCAAAUUGCCGUCCAGAAUGCACAGUGAGCUCUGACUGUCCACUUAACAAGGCUUGUUCCAACCAGAAGUGUAUCAAUCCUUGUCCUGGAGCAUGUGGACGAAACACUAAUUGUAUUGUAGUUAACCAUAAUCCAAUAUGCACAUGUUUGACUGGGUUCUCCGGAGAUCCAUUCUCAGUCUGUCAAAUAAUACCGUCCUCGCCGCCUGUAGCAAUAAAUCCAUGCCUGCCUUCGCCAUGUGGACCUAACUCAGUUUGUACAGAAAAUGGAAACAGUGGAGAUUGUCGCUGUUUACCUGAAUUUAUUGGGUCGCCACCAAAUUGUCGUCCCCAGUGUACGAGUAACACAGAAUGCACUACAAAUAUGGCUUGCAUUAAUAAAAAAUGUAGCGAUCCUUGUAUUGGAUCUUGUGGAGUGAACGCUGAAUGCAGAGUUGUCAGUCAUACCCCAAUGUGUUUAUGCCAGAACGGUUACACUGGAGAUCCAUUCCUAUAUUGUAAUAUUAAAAUAGCACUUAUUACACAAGAAAGACCUACGCCUUGUAUUCCUUCGCCUUGCGGAGCUAAUGCAGAAUGCCGAGAACAAAAUAAUGUCGGAUCGUGUACAUGUAUGCCAGGUUACUUUGGAGAUCCUUAUGUAGCGUGCAAGCCGGAAUGCUUGGUAAACUCUGAUUGCCCAUCUAAUCAGGCCUGUCAUCUGUAUAAAUGUCACGAUCCUUGUCCUGGAACAUGCGGUUUAAACGCUCAGUGUAAUGUAGUGAAUCAUAUACCAAGCUGUAGUUGUCUGGAACCAUACUACGGGGAUCCAUACAAAAUAUGCUUCUUCAAGCCACAAGUCGAAAAAAUUAAUCCGUGCAAUCCUUCACCAUGCGGACCCAACAGCCAAUGUAAAACUCAAAAUGAGCUGGCAAUUUGUUCUUGUUUGAGUGGUUACCAGGGCUCACCACCUGAUUGCCGUCCAGAAUGUGUCUCUAGCUCUGAAUGUGACCUCGAUAAAAUAUGCGAAAAUUUGAAGUGUAUAGACCCCUGUCCCCGUGGAUGUGGAGUGAACGCAAACUGUCGAGUCAUCAAACACAAUCCUAUAUGUGCAUGCAAGGAAGGUUACACUGGAGAUCCAUUUACAAUAUGCCGUGAAAUAACUCCUACAGAACCUAUUUUAAUGGAACCAAUUAACCCGUGCGUACCAUCACCAUGCGGGCUCAACGCAGAUUGUCGAGAUAUAGGGGGAAUACAUUCUUGUACAUGUGCAGCAGGAUUCUUCGGGAGCCCACCAAAUUGUAAACCAGAAUGCAUUCUUAACACUGACUGUAGCAAUGACAAAGCGUGCAUCAAUAUGAAGUGUCUCGAUCCAUGUCAAGGAUCAUGUGGACAUUUCGCUGUAUGCAAUGUCGUGAACCAUGUACCCGUUUGCUCCUGCCCUGCUGGUUACAAUGGAGAUCCAUUUGUAAUUUGCAAUAUUAAAACACCAGAGCCUGUACGAGACGUCAAUCCUUGCAAUCCAACGCCAUGUGGUCCGAAUGCCAUUUGUAAAAACAAUGGCGAAUGUACAUGUCUCCCAGAAUAUCACGGCGAUCCCUACUUCGGAUGUCGUCCGGAAUGCGUCUUAAGUUCAGAUUGCUCUCUAACCCAAACUUGUUUGCGUAACAAAUGUGUUGACCCGUGUAUAUCCAUGUGUGGAAUAAACGCAGAAUGCCAUGUUUAUAACCAUGUCGCUAUAUGUAGCUGUCCAACUGGAAUGACAGGAGAUGCUUUCGAAAGAUGCACCAAUGUUCAGAUUACUGUUACAAAGCCUUGCGAACCAUCUCCGUGUGGACCAAAUAGUAUUUGCAGAGAUAUGAAUAAUCAAGCCGUGUGCACAUGUAUUAAAGGAUACGUAGGCAGUCCACCAAGUUGUAGACAUGAAUGUACUCAAAGCGCCGAUUGUUCCCCGUCGUUGGCCUGUAUAAAUAGAAAAUGUCAAGAUCCAUGUCCAGGUUCAUGUGCUUCUAAUGCUAUAUGCAACGUAAAUAAUCACAAUCCAAUAUGCUCAUGUCCUCCACGAUACACAGGAUCUCCAUUCACUCAUUGUUAUGUUGAACAAAUGGAACAACUGCCCAUGAAUCCUUGCUCAUCUAAUCCCUGUGGACUAAACGGCAUAUGCAGACUCAAUGGAGUUUCCUAUAUUUGCUCAUGUCAACCAACAUUUGAAGGUACUCCACCAAAUUGCAGACGAGAAUGCAGUGUUAAUGAAGAUUGUCCGUCAGACAAAACUUGUAAUAAUUAUAAAUGCCAAGAUCCUUGUCCUGAAUCUUGCGGAAUAAAUACUUUAUGCACAGUAAGACUCCAUACUGUUAUGUGCUCGUGUGAAGAAGGAUAUACCGGAGAUCCAUUUACAUCAUGUCACCGGGUCCAAGAAAUACUAAAACCUCAAGAUCCAUGUGACCCAACACCUUGUGGCAUUAACGCCCGCUGUAAAGUAUCAUUUAAUAGUGCGGCUAUGUGUAUGUGCGAACCAGGAUAUUUCGGUAACCCAUACGAAGCUUGUAGACCUGAAUGUGUUGUUAAUACGGAUUGUCCAUAUAAUAAAGCUUGUCUUAGAAAUAAAUGUGAAAAUCCAUGUCCGGGUGUAUGUGGAACUACUGCUAUCUGCGAAGUCAUUAAUUAUCUACCAACUUGCAAGUGUUCACCUGGAUAUACAGGAAAUCCUUACGCAUACUGUCAUAUAAUAAUAAAUGAACCUGAACCAGUCCAACAUAAUCCUUGUACACCUAACCCUUGUGGAAGCAAUAGCAUCUGCAAGGAGAACAAUGGAAUAGCAACAUGUACAUGUAUGCCUAAAUAUAUUGGAUCACCUCCAAGUUGCCGCCCCGAAUGCACUGUUAAUUCUGAAUGCCACAAAUCAAAGAGUUGUAUUAAUCAAAAAUGUGUCGAUCCAUGUACCGGGGUAUGUGGACUAAACGCCGAGUGCAAAGUAAUUAACCAUGCACCGCUUUGUUCGUGUCCUCAAAAUUAUGAAGGAGAUCCCUUUACUAGAUGUAUUUUAAGACAAAAAAUCCCACCAGCUGAUGUCAACCCUUGCACGCCAUCUCCAUGUGGUCCCAAUUCAAUAUGUCAGACCAUAAAUAAGAUACCAAUGUGCGCUUGCAUGGACAACUUUAUUGGUUUACCACCGAAUUGUCGACCAGAAUGUACUGUAAAUUCUGACUGUUCUUUGAGUAAAGCUUGUAUCAAUCGAAAAUGUGCAGAUCCCUGCAUUGGCUCUUGUGGAUUACAAACUAUAUGCCAAGUUUAUCAGCAUUCAGCUAUUUGCAGUUGUAUGGAAGGAUAUACUGGAAAUCCAUUCGAAAGUUGUCACUUUACACAAGUUAUAGAACACACACCUGUCGUCUACGACAAUUGCAAUCCAAAUCCAUGUGGAGCCAAUACUGAUUGUAACGAUGGAGUAUGUACCUGUAAAAAGAAUUUCUUUGGUAAUCCUUAUAUGAGCUGUCGCCCAGAAUGCACACAUAAUUCUGAUUGUGCACCGAAUUUAGCUUGCAUGAAUAAUAAAUGUAUUAACCCAUGCACGAAUCUUUGUGGACAAAAUGCCUCUUGUGAAGUUUAUAACCACGUCCCAAUUUGUAGCUGUCCGCCAAACACCAUAGGAAAUGCAAUCUUCUCUUGUAUAUAUGAAAAAGUUGAGGAACAUAAAAGAAAUCCCUGUGUUCCAUCUCCAUGUGGUCCGAAUAGUCAAUGUCGCACAGUACAAGAGCAAGCAGUUUGUUCGUGUCUCUUAGGUUACAUAGGAACUCCUCCAUCUUGUCGUCCAGAAUGCUUAGUCGAUUCGGAUUGUUCGAGUGUAAUGUCCUGCUCUAAUCAGAAGUGUAUUGAUCCUUGUCGCGGAUCAUGUGGAGUAAACGCUGAAUGUAAGAUCCACAAUCACAAACCAAUAUGCUAUUGUCGAAACGGUCUUACAGGCGAUCCAUUUACACAAUGCCUGGAAGUACUAUAUGAAAAACCGACAACACCUGAACCAUGUUACCCAUCGCCGUGUGGUCCUAAUUCUGUCUGCAAAGAAGUGGGGCAAACAUAUUCAUGUACUUGUUUAAGUGAUUUCAUUGGGAAUCCUCCAUACUGUCGACCUGAGUGUGUCACAAACAGUGAAUGUAAUUUCGACAAAUCUUGCGUUAACAAUAAAUGUGUAGAUCCUUGCAUAGGUGCUUGCGGACACAAUACAAUUUGUCGAGUUGUCAGUCACUCACCGAUGUGCUCUUGUGAGAGUGGAUAUGAAGGGGAUGCGUUUGAUCAAUGCUCUCCGAUAAAAGUGACCAUACAUAAGCCAUUAGAGCAUGUCCAACCUUGUUUGCCAAGUCCUUGCGGCCCCAAUGCUAUAUGCCAAGAAAGGAAUACUGCUGCAAGCUGUAUGUGCUUAAGUGGGUUCUUUGGAAACCCUUACGAAGGCUGUAGACCAGAAUGUUUGCUCAAUUCCGAUUGCCCACAAAACCUAGCCUGCAUUAGUAAUAAAUGUCAAGAUCCAUGUGCCGGUUUUUGUGGAAUAAACUCAGAAUGUCAAGCUGUAAGCCAUGUCCCUAAAUGUAACUGCAUAGUUGGAUAUGAAGGCAAUCCAUAUGAUCGUUGCAUAUUGAGAGUUGAAGAAAAACCAAAAGAUCCAUGUAAUCCUUCUCCCUGUGGACCUUAUAGUUCAUGCAAGGCGAUUAAGCAACAAGCUAUUUGUACUUGUAUUCCUGAAUAUAAAGGAAGCCCACCCAACUGUCGUCCAGAAUGCGUUUCAAGUUCAGAAUGUCCUCUAGAUAAGGCAUGUAUCAAUCAAAGAUGCAAAGACCCAUGCGUUGGCACAUGUGGAGAAAACGCCCAAUGCCGAGUCCAUCGUCACAGUCCCUAUUGCACUUGCCUAGAAGGUUUUGAAGGAGAUCCAUUUAGUAGAUGUACUAGACAAGAGAUUUUACCGCCAACUACGUUACCCUGUGAACCGAAUCCCUGCGGUCCGUAUGCAAUCUGUCGCGAUGUAGGCGGCUCGGCAUCGUGUAGUUGUAAGCCAGGAUAUGUCGGCGUUGCCCCGCGGUGCUCUCCAGAAUGUACUAUUAACGAAGACUGUCCACGCGAUAAGGCUUGUGUUCGGGAAAAAUGUGUCGAUCCCUGCAUCGGUUCAUGUGGUAGCAACACAGAAUGUCGAGCGGCAAAUCAUCUCGCUAUAUGUUCUUGCUUGAUAGGCUACCGUGGUGAUCCAUUCGUUGGUUGCUAUGAAGCUGAAAGAGAAGUACUAAACUUGCCUCCGCCUGAUGCUUGUACUCCAUCACCCUGUGGUAACAACGCAGUAUGCGAUAAUGGAACUUGCGCAUGUAUUCCCGAGUAUCAUGGAAAUCCAUACAUAGAAUGUCGACCAGAAUGUACCACCGACAAUGAAUGUGAAAAACAACUUGCAUGUGUCAACUAUAAAUGUAUUAAUCCGUGUAAAAAUGCUUGUGGAAUAGACGCUAUAUGCAAAGUUUAUAAUCAUUUGGCCAUCUGUGAAUGUCCAGCACCUUUACGAGGGGAUCCAUUUAUCGCUUGUCGUCGUGUUACAGCCCCUUCUAUAACAGAUCCCUGUUCGCCAAAUCCUUGUGGGCCAAAUAGUGUAUGUCGAGCGUCUGGAACUGUAGCUCAUUGUUCAUGUCGAUCUGCUAUGUUUGAAGAGCCACCGAGUUGUAGGCCGGAAUGCCGCUUUGAUUCAGAUUGCCCACUAAGUCUUGCCUGUAGAAAUAACAAAUGUAGGGAUCCUUGUCCGGGCUCUUGUGGUAUACAUGCUGUGUGCCGGACAAAUGCGCACUCUCCAAUUUGUAGCUGCCCUAACCAGUACUCUGGCGAUCCAUUUAUUCGGUGUUUUGAAGUUACAGGUUAUGAGCCUGAAGCAAAGUCCCCUUGUCAAGACUGUGGGCCUAAUGCAGAAUGCAUCAACGCUGAAUGUCGAUGCCGAUCUGGUUUCUUCGGCGUUCCUCCUUUCUGUCGUGUCGAAUGUCUUACAUCUAAUGACUGUGCCAGGAAUCUCAUGUGUUUAAACAGACGCUGUGUAGAUCCUUGUCCCGGAGCAUGCGGCUUCAAUGCUGUUUGUAAUGCGGUUGCUCACGAACCACGCUGCAAUUGUCUCCAAUCUCAUACAGGAAACCCACGUAUAGAAUGUCGGCUGAUCGGGAAUAUUCCUAAACUACCAAAUGACCCCUGUAGCCCAUCUCCAUGCGGUCCUGGUGCUAUAUGUCGCUCGAGAGGCACUGGCGCGUCCUGCGAGUGUGAACCAAAUCUACAUGGCGAUCCCUACACAGGCUGCAGACCAGAGUGUAUCGCAGACUCAGACUGCUCUCCAAAUCAUGCCUGUAUGCGAUCACACUGUCGAGAUCCAUGUCAAGGAACUUGUGGAGUUGGGGCAGAAUGCGAAACCGUAAACCAUAUUCCUCUCUGUUCAUGUCCACCCGGAACGAGAGGAAAUGCCUUUGAAAGAUGUGAAGUCGUCGUUUCAGCUCCACCUUGCACACCGUCUCCAUGCGGUCCUGGUGCUCUAUGUACGGUCGUCGGUGACAAGGCUGUUUGUUCCUGCCCAAGCGGCACGAAUGGAAAUGCCGGUUCCUCGGGAUGUCGCCCAGAAUGUGUCGUGAGCUCCGAGUGCCCGCGCGACCGCGCUUGUAUGCGCAACAAGUGCAUCGACCCUUGUGUAGGCGCUUGCGGAAACGGCGCUAUCUGCAGGGUAUUUGAUCAUGCACCUAUAUGCUCCUGUCCACCCUCCACCAUAGGCGAUCCGUUCCUGAGCUGCAGAGUUAGAGAUACACCAGUAACAAGUCCGACAGUCUACGAUCCGUGUGAUCCUAGCCCUUGUGGCCCACAUGGAACAUGUCGCGAUGGCUUCUGUACCUAUCCUGAAUGUAUUGUUAACGAUGAUUGCCCUGGAGACCGUUCUUGUAUCAAUAGAAAAUGUUCAGACCCAUGCAUUAAUGCAUGUGGUAUAAACGCAAUAUGCUCUGUCAUUCGACACUCGGCAGUUUGUUCUUGUCCCGUUGGUUAUACUGGUUAUUCAUUUGUACGCUGCGAGCAAAUAAACACAGUUACUCCAGCACCUCCCCUCCCUGAAUGCCUACGAGAUGAACAAUGUGCAGAUAACGCUGCUUGUAUUGAUUCCAAAUGCGCUCAAGUGUGUGGUCCCACAAAUUGCGGCGUGAAUGCUCGAUGCCUAGCCAAACAACACAGAGCACGUUGCGCUUGCCUGCCUGGCUACGAAGGAGAUGCUUACGUAGGAUGCUAUUCAGUACAAUGCCAUAGUAAUAAUGAUUGUCCGGAUGACGAGGGCUGCGUAGGCGGUUCGUGUGUGAAGGUGUGUCAACACGUGCGGUGCGGUGCCGACGCCCACUGUUACACGCGUGGACACGUCGCUUCCUGUGAGUGUAACUCCGGCACACGCGGAGACCCGUGGAGUGUGUGCCGAAAAGACGAGUGUACCGUAGACGAAGACUGCCCUGCUUGGCUAGCUUGCAGAACGAGAACCUGCCAGGAUCCUUGUCCCGGUGCAUGCGCGCUCGGUGCUCUAUGCAAUGUCGUACGCCAUGCUCCUAUAUGCGAGUGUCCGAGGGGAACUGUAGGAAAUCCAACAAUAGAAUGUAAACCAGUCCAACCAGACUAUGUAGGCUGCGGGUCUGACGCCGAAUGCACACCAGGAUUAGCUUGCCUGCAAGGAAGUUGCAAGAACCCGUGUGACUCUACAUCUUGCGGAGUACGAGCCGUUUGUCGCGUAGCAAACACACUGCCUUUCAGGACUCUUAUAUGCGAAUGCCCUCCACCCUUAACCGGUGAUGCCUCCAUACAGUGUAAUCCUAGGGGACAAUGUUCAGAAGACCUAGAUUGCGGAGAUGAAGAACAAUGCAAGCAAGGGCAGUGUAAAAACGUAUGCGAGGGUGCAUGCGGCGUCGGCGCUGAGUGUCGCGCCAGCGCGCACCGCGCAUCUUGCGUCUGCGUGCCGCCUUUAGAGGGCGAUCCCAAUGUAGCGUGCACGCCAAGUGCGACAGGGGCGAUGUGCCUCUUGGACACUGAGUGCGGUGCGGCUGAGGCGUGCGUGGCGCGGCGCUGCGUGUCGGCAUGUGCGGGUGCGUGCGGCGCCGGCGCGCUUUGCGAUGCGCACUCACAUCGCGCGCGCUGUCGCUGCCCGCCCGGCACUGCCGGUGAUCCUUCACGCGCGUGCUACACGCCGGAGUGUACUUCCGAUGAAAACUGUCCAUUUGAUAAGAGCUGUCUGAAUGGAUACUGUCGCGAUCCAUGCGCUCUUGGUGACAAUUGCGGCCGCGAUGCUGUCUGUGAAGUCAUCGCUCACACACCUACCUGUCGCUGCCCACCGGGUACCCAGGGAGACCCUCGUCGCGCCUGUAUUUCAGGAAUUUGCCAAUACAAUGAAGACUGUGAUGACACUCAGAUAUGUAACAGGUUAAAUCGAUUGUGUCAGCCCGCGUGCUCAGAAAGCAGUUGUGCGCGAGGAGCCGUCUGUACCGUAAGUCGACAUCGUCCAAUAUGUAGCUGUCCACCUGGCUACAGUGGGGACGCGUACGGCCGGGGCUGUCUCUCUGUACAGUUAACCGACGAAUGUGCCACCGACGCGGACUGUGCGAGCCCGUUCGGCUGCGUCAACGCCCGGUGUGUCGACUUGUGUCUAGGCAAUCCUUGUGAAGCCGGCCUUCUUUGCAAGACUGUAGAUAUACUGCCACUUCGCGCGGUCGCUUGCGUGUGUCCCGACGAAGGCCGCUCCGGUCCCGAUAGCGGAUGUCGAGAACCACCUGAAGCCGAAUGUUCAGCCGAUUUGGAUUGCGCUAAUAGUCAGAUUUGCCGUAGGGGCAAAUGUGUGGAUGCGUGUAAAGCAUCACCGUGCGGAUACAAUUCGCUUUGUGAAUCUGUCGACCAUGUAUCGCGCUGCAGUUGUCCUCCCGGAUAUAUUGGAAACCCAAGAAUAGAAUGUAAUACAGAACCGAGACAAACUCCAAUUUACGAAUGCUACAAAGACGAAGAUUGUGGACCAGAACAAGCUUGCAAAGAUCGCACUUGCAUUAACCCGUGUGCAGAUGGUUGUGGAGUUGGAGCUUUGUGUCGCGUUAUAGACCAUAAACCAUAUUGCUCUUGCCCUAUUGAUUACACAGGCAAUGCAAAAAUACGUUGUAUACCACCAUCUCAAGAUGAAUCUCUAAUUCCUGUUGGUUGUAAAGCAAACUCCGACUGCCCAUUAUCCCAAGCGUGUAUAAACAGUGCCUGUGCUAAUCCUUGCGUGUGCGGCCCUAACGCCGAAUGUACGGUCAUCAGACACCAUCCAGUUUGUUUCUGUAAAAUCAAUCAUUCAGGAAACCCAUACAUUGGAUGUGUAAAAGUUGAGUGCUCAUCCGAUUCAGAUUGUCAAGACAGUGACAUGUGCUAUAAUGGAGCUUGCGUCAGUCCGUGUAUCGUGGAGGCUCCAUGUGCUAUCAGCGCAGAAUGUUACGGCGAAAGUCAUCGACCUAAAUGCCGCUGUCCAAAGGGCACCUUCGGCAAUCCUUACGAUAAGUGUAAAGCAACGGAAUGCGAAAUUAAUACGGACUGUAACGAUGACAGCGUGUGUAUCAAAGGAGUAUGCCACAAUGCUUGCUCUGCUGAAGGCGGUAACCCAUGCGCUUACAAUGCAAAUUGUUUUGCCCGUAAUCAUGCAGCAUCAUGCAAAUGUCCAUCUGCACUACCAAGAGGCAAUCCAUUAACUCACUGUGAGAAAACUAUAUUACUUGGAGAACCAGAAUGUCGAAUGGAUGGCGACUGCCCUAGCGGACAUGCUUGUCUUAGAGAUAAAUGUCGCCCUGCUUGUGAAGAACUCAAACCAUGCUCUGGAAACGCUCGUUGUACCGUAUCUGAUAGCAUCCCGUUCCGAACAAUGAUUUGCCGCUGUCCGGAAGGUUACAUUACUGAUGGAAACGGAGUAUGCAAACCAGCUCAACUACCUCCAUUGAGUUGCUCGACGGAUCAAGAUUGUAGCGACCAAGAGUCAUGUGUGAAUAGAAUUUGCCGUAACCCUUGCAACUGCGGUGAAAACGCUGAUUGCUUUAUACGCGACCACAGACCAGUCUGUUCUUGCCAUGAAGGCUUCGAUGGCAAUCCUUACCGUCAGUGCCGUAUCGUUGGAUGUCGCUCUAAUUCCGAAUGUGAAUCGCACGAAGCCUGUAUUAAUGGCAACUGUAUUAGUCCUUGUCUUUUAAAUAGUACUUGUGGCCCCAACGCGGAAUGUUUCGUAGAAAGAUCUCAACCACUUUGCCGGUGCCGCUCUGGCUUUGAGGGAGACGCUUAUUUAGGUUGUAACGCCGUAGAAUGUAGAUCGAAUGGCGACUGUCCUCUAGAUAAACAGUGUAAUACGCACAGAUGUGUUAACCCAUGCCACCUGUCGAACACUUGUGGUAACAACGCCGAAUGCUUAGUUCGCAACCACAUUGGUGUUUGUAAAUGCAGACCAGGUUAUACUGGCAGUCCCUACAUAGAAUGCAGACCUCAGAAAUCAGCAGAAUGCUACGUCGAUGCCGAUUGUCCACCUAGAUUAGCCUGCUUGUCUGCGAAAUGUGUAAAUCCAUGUACAGCCUUGCAGCCUUGUUCGUCUCCGGCAGAGUGUGAAGUAUCACCAACACUACCUGUACGCACUAUGAUCUGCUCAUGUCCACCCGGAUAUGUAAGCAAUGGAAAAGGCAUUUGUAAACCAGCUACGCCAAUUUUAGAUGUAGCUUGUGAAACUGAUAUCGAUUGUACGUCUAACCAUGCGUGCGUAACUUCUGUGUGUAAAAAUCCAUGCGAAUGUGGACCGAAUACUGAAUGUCAGAUGAAAAACCAUAAACCAGUUUGUGCCUGUAAACCUGGAUUUAUUGGCGAUCCACGUACGGGCUGUUACGAUAUAGCAUGUCAAGCCAAUAGCCAAUGCGCAGAUGAUGAAACAUGUAUCAACAAACGCUGCGUGCCCGCCUGUGAAGUUGAAUCGAACAUUUGUGGAGAAUUUGCAGAAUGUUACGGAGCUGAACAUCGCGCCUCGUGUCGUUGUCAAAUUGGUACAUUUGGUAACCCAGCUUUAGCCUGCUCACCCAUUAGCUGUCGAGCUAAUUCUGAUUGUCCUCCACUUAAAUCAAAAUGCAUUAACUCAAAAUGUAUAGAAGCUUGUACCUCGAAUACUUGCAAUGAACCAGCUGAAUGUCGUGUGCAUCUUCACGAAAUUUAUUGUGUUUGUCCUCCGGGAUACCAGAGCACUAGUGAAGGCUGCAACAAAACAGUAUCGCUUUGCAACACAGAUUUGGAUUGCCCGCCGUCUACAGCGUGCUUGUCAAAUAAAUGCGUCAACCCAUGCUUAGAAAUAAACCCAUGUGGAACAAAUGCCGAAUGUAAAGUUGCCGACACAAUGCCAGUCAAAACAAUGAUAUGUGAAUGUAUACCUGGAUAUAGAGGAAAUGCCCUUGGGGAAUGUACACCAUAUAAACCACCUAUCGCGAAAUGCGCACGUGAUGAAGGUAUAGAUGAAUACGGUGAAUGCUCACCCUGCGUAGAAAGUGAUGGCAAAGUGGUAGACGCGAGAGGGCAUUGUGUGUGCGACUCGGACCGCGGUUUUACAGCGCGCGGUGACGCAUGCAUCCCCACUGGUUGCCGCGGUGACACUGAAUGUGACGACGCUUCGCGCUGUAUCAACGGCAAGUGUGUGCCCGCAUGCGAGGCUGAGCCCUGCGGCGUGCACGCCACUUGCGAGGGCAUCGGCCACCGCUCGCGCUGCGCCUGCGUCACCGGCUACGAUGGCAACCCCAAGGUGCACUGCAAUGCUACAUCGACUCCUAAUAUCACCUAUCGCACUGAUUUCCCUCUCCCCGAUAUGCAGGUAUACUGUCUUGCAAACGGAGUAAAAGUGAGUCUGAAAAUAAAAGACUUUAAUGGAGUCUUAUACGUGAAAGGCUAUAGCAAGGACGAGCGAUGCCGUCUUGUGGUACAUGCAACAGAGAAUCAAGAAAGUCCGGUAGACUUCACCGUAUUAUUCGGCGACUGCGGAUUAGUUCAUGUUAAUGGCCUUGCGAGUUUCGUCCUUGUGAUGCAGAAACAUCCCAAAUUAGUGACAUCGAAUGCAAAGGCUUUCCACAUCAAAUGUAUAUAUAAGACUGGAGAACAGAAUGUGACGCUCGCCUUCAAUGUGUCGAUGUUAACGACGGCCGGCACCAUCGCCAACACCGGCCCGCCGCCGACCUGCUCCAUGCGCAUCGUAUCGCGCACCGGCGACCAGGUCAAUUCCGCGGAGAUCGGCGAGAAUCUCGUCUUGCAAGUGGAUGUUCAACCUUCGAGCAUCUAUGGUGGAUUCGCCCGCAGUUGUAUUGCAAAAACUAGCGAAGUAGCUACGAACAUAGAAAACGAAUACACUGUCACAGACGAGGACGGCUGCGCAACUGACGCCGCCAUAUUCGGAGAGUGGGAAAGAAGCGAAGACGGAAGCGCUUUGAGAGCGGCUUUCAACGCUUUUAAAUUCCCUAGCAGUGAUAAUAUAAGAUUUCAAUGUAAUAUACGAGUAUGUUUCGGAAAAUGUCAACCGGUUAAUUGUCGCGGUUUGGACGCGUUCGGGAAGCGUCGAAAACGAGAAACGAUCGAAAGCGAUGGUCCGCUCGCGGGCCAACUGCGCGAGGAGGUGACGGUCGAGUCUAACCAGAUCCUGACGCUAGAGCGGCGCGACCCGUCGCGUGCGGCACGGCAACGAGACGGCUCCGGCGCGGCGGGCGCGGGUGCGGCAGGCGGAGGGGAGGUGUGCGUGUCAGCAGCCGGGCUGGCCGUGGCGCUGGCGCUGACAGCGCUGCUGGCGCUGGUGGCUGUGGCGGCGGCGGUGGCGUGCUGGCUGGUGGCGUGGCGCCGCGCGCGCCCGCCGCCCGCGCCACUGCCCCACCCGCCCGACUUCCCUAACCCUCUGUUCCAGCGC
Messenger RNA from Brenthis ino (lesser marbled fritillary), 60528 nucleotides. The record is from the annotation of a GenBank genome assembly. Lineage: Eukaryota; Metazoa; Arthropoda; Insecta; Lepidoptera; Nymphalidae.